AUGGCAGGGCCACUGGGCAUUCUUCUUGCUAGAGCUCAGAGCAGUAGGUUCAUAUUACCUUCUUAUGCACUCAUCUCAGGCCGCCUGCAUGUUAAGGUCAGCGACAGGCACUCUCUCCUGCCCGCCUCUGAUAGCAGUUAGAUAGUUGAGUUCUAGGAAAGCACCUUCUUUGUCAUGGCCCCGUGUCUCUGGAAAGCCUUUUGUUUUGGGUCUGGCAGGCCUUGUCUGCCAGAUGGAGGAAGGAUCCAUAGUACCAAAAGGGGUUCACCUGAUCUGAUCUGAGUAAAGGUAAAAGGUAAGGUAAAGGACCCCUGGAUUGUCCAAUCAAAGGCGAUUAUGGGCUGCAGCGCUCAUCUCACUUCAGGCUGAGGGAGUCGGUGUUUGUCUGCAGACACUUUCCGGGUCAUGUGGCUAGCAUGCUUAAACCACUUCUGGCGCAACAGAACACUGUGAUGGAAGCCAGAGCGCAUGGAAACGCUGUUUACCUUCCCACCACAGCAGUACCUAUUUAUCUACUUGUACUGGUGUGCUUUCGAACUGCUGGGUUGGCAGGAGCAGGGACAGAGCAACGAGAGCUCACUCGGUUGCGGGGAUUCGAACUGCCGACCUUCUAAUCGGAAAGCCCAAGAGGCUCAGUGGUUUAGACCACAGCGCCACCCGCAUCCCUAUGAUCACACCAACAGUCCAUUUAGUUCAGCAUUCUGCUUCCUGCAGUAGCCAGUCAGGCAUCUUCAAGGAUAUCAUAGGCGGGGCUGUGGAGGCAGGAAGCUCACAACUGAGCAGACUAUCUCAGGACUUGGGAGGUUUCCUAAUAGCCAUGUGGCUUCCCUUGGCAACCUGCAGCAAAAUCCUCAUCCCUUCACGCAUGCUUUAAAAGUAUGGAGCUGCGGUGUUCAAUUAGUUAAAUUUGAUCCAUCAGUUAAGAAGUUGCCACCGAUUAAACAGACAGCAGACUCUCUCUUUUUUUCCAUGCAAUUAAAAAAUGCAAUUAAAAAUUGCAGAUGGCAAGAUGUCUAAAGAGGCCUACCUCCCUUUCUCUCAUGUAGGAGGCAUGAAUGCCUUCGAUGACGGCUACGAUGAAACAUAAAGAAAUAAAGAAAGCCUCUGGCUUCAGAAGCAUUGUUUUAGUGCACGCAAAUUUAUGCACAUUUAAUUGACAGAUUAAUUAAGUAAAACUCUGCCAAAUAAUUGAUUAAGAAAAAAUUCAAUCAGGUUUCCAUCUUGUUUAAUAGAAGUUGUUCUUUUAGAGGAGCAUAUGCUCUGAUGUUUCUUGUGAGCUAGAUAAUGAUUUGGUUGGGUUGCCCUCCCAACGCACAAGGACAACGACACUUACUGGAAAGUAAGGAAAAUAUCUUCAUUCCGGCUGAGAGCAGUACAGGCACAAUGGCAAGCAGAAGGGACAGAAGUCAAGAUUCCAUGGCACAUGAACAAGGCAAAAUGCUUAGAACCAAAUGGAAGCUAUGGAGGUGUGCGGUGGCAGCUUCCUCAUUGAUGGCCCAGCGCCGCCAGGCUGCCCAAUCCACCAGAGGGCGCACACUUGCCCCAUCCUGGCCAUCAGCAACCUGUGCUAUGCCACUGGGGAGAACACAACCCUUAUGACAACUAGUUUUUGAUAGCCUUUUAUUCCAUGAACCUGUCAGAUCCUCUUUUAAAGCCAUCUAAGUUGAUGGCCACCAGUCCCUUUUGUAAGAAUGUUUAACUACAUUCUGUGUGGAAUCUAGAUAUACAGUGGUACCUCAGGUUACAUACGCUUCAGGUGACAUACGCUUCAGGUUACAGACUCUGCUAACCCAGAAAUAGUGCUUCAGGUUAAGAACUUUGCUUCAGGAUGAGAACAGAAAUCAUGCUCCGGUGGCGUGGCGGCAGCAGGAGGCCCCAUUAGCUAAAGUGGUGCUUCAGGUUAAGAACAGUUUCAGGUUAAGAACUGACCUCCGGAACGAAUUAAGUACUUAACCCGAGGUACCACUGUAGUUGCUGCUUUGGAUCAUGACACUCUUUGGUCCUAGUGAUUGCAGGCAGGAAGCAAAGUCAAGCUCACUUGUCGCAAAAUCCAGAAGGCAUGGGGUUAUCUCUCUGUAACAUACACCACUGAAGGGUUUCCUUGCUAAAUAGGUAAACUAAUAUAUGGACGGGCUGGUGCUUUAUCUACAUUUCUGGGCUCAAAGUAACAAACAAAGCCAAUUAAAUGCCCGAUUGGAUAAACUGAUUGCGGUCACGUGUCCUCCAGCCAGCCAGCCAGAAUCCGGGACUCCUAAAUGUCGCCGCCAUUUGUGCUUUGAUCCUUCUAAUGAAAGAUUAAGGGCUUAACACAUUGCCGCUGGCUCUGAUGAUGCAGAGAAAAUUGAUUUUGAAAUGAAUAAUAACCUUCCAGUGCCACUUCCCCAGGUAUGGGACUUGUUCAUUCAGUAGCUCGCGUGCUUCCUGCAAGAUUGCUGAUGGUACCUGUCUGGCUGUUUAAUUAAAUUGGCUCCCUUGGAGUUGAAGAAUGCGGCUUUCAAAGCUGUCAAAAAAGAAGAGCGAGAAUGAUUGUUAGCUGUAUCCUGCAAAGACGAGAGAAAAGGCAGUGGGCAUGAUCCCAAAAGUUCUCCUGCAUGAGUCUUUUAAACAGAAGGGGUGGGUGAUACUCAGACAAGACACAUGGAAAUUAACGGACAUGGGUAAUUAAGGUACAUUGGGUUGAAUUCAACAUGGCAUUCUUCCAUUUGUUCCAUCUGUGCAAACAUCUCUUUACUCUGAAUACCACUGCUGUUCCUGGCUUAUAAGGGCCUCUUUUCUAGGCAUCAUGUUGCCUCUUUGUGUGUGUGUAGUGUGUAGUCAAUCCCAUUUCUUCUGCAUCAACCUUCCCGCCCAAAUCCACCAGGAUGCAAAUCACCCUCAAAGAUUUGCAGGUUCAAAAUACUGCAGAAUAAAUGCAUGUAUGGGCUAAUCAUUGCACAGGGAAUUGGCACGUGUUCAUACUGCCCUGCUGAAUUUAUUGUGAGCAUAACAUUUUUUUUAGUUUCUUCGGUACACAGUCAGUCUUGGCGUAUGGUGAACUUUCAGAGGAUAUGGGGGAAAGGAACUAGACAGAGUUUUCAUCCAGAGGUCCUUCCUAUGGAACAUUCUUCCUGAGCUGCUGGCAGAAAACUUAGAGCAAUCAUUGUGAUUUGCUUGCAUGCAGCCUAUUCGACAUCGCCCGAUGUUGCUGCAAUCCUGCACUUUCAAGUACAUUUCCCCAUCUCUUUCCUUACCAAAAAAAGAGCUCUGCUUCUUUGUUGCACAAGAGUGCCCAAAUCCACUUCAACCGUGCAACCUAAAUUUGAUGCGUAUGAUUGUAUCGUUUGCACCAAACCGUGGCAGCCAAGAGAUUGCCACCAACAGGGGGAAAAUUCCAUUUUUUGAAAAACAUUUUCAAAGCAAGCCUCCAAUUUGCAAUUGUUCAUCACAGGAUUGUAGAAAUUGUAGAUUUGGAAAGGACCCAAAGGGUCAUCCGGCCCAAGCCCUUGCAGUGCAGAAAUCACAGCCUCCUUCUCUUUCUCUUCCAGCUUGCUGCCUUAGAGAGACAAGUGUUUGAUUUCCUGGGAUACCAAUGGGCUCCAAUUCUUGCCAAUUUCCUCCACAUAAUCAUUGUCAUCCUUGGCCUGUUUGGUACAAUCCAGUACAGGCCACGCUACAUCGUGGUGGUAAGUAGCAAAGUUCUGUUUGAGUUUUUGUUUUUUGAAGAUUCCUAAAGAUGAAUUUAAGACUAGCUCUUAAAAACCAAGGGGUGGUAUUUAAUGGAAUAUUGGCGCUAGCACAAGGAUUAGGUCUAGUGCAAUGGGAUUUCCCCACUCUCCUCUCCCUGUGUGUGCCUUAUGCCAUCUCCAAAUAUUUGAAAAUAUAUGGAUCCCUGUGACGCAUGUAUAUGGGGUAAAUAAUAAACGAAUCAGCUGAAUGCCUGGAUUCAAAAAGCAGGGCAAAACAUACACUCCAGCAAGAGAGAGCUACAGCAGCAGAGUUUAAACUCACAAAGUCAAACAACACAGUGAAGCAUUAGGAAUCUAGGCUGCUAAGCCUUUUGUACAUCCUGUUUAGUUGCAUAUAGUACUUUCCCCAUUUUCUAUUCCUCUUGCAAUGAACAAAUCACACUGUUAAGUAAGUUUAAAAUGCUUUACUUACUAAAUGUAAAGGUGUGGUUCAUGCAUUAUUCCAUGUAGCAGCAAGGAAAGCACAGGUAGAUUACCCUUGGGUGCAAAAUACAGCCUAUAGUUUCAAACAUGUGGUCUGAAUUUGGAGCAAGUUUAGGCACACCCAUCCUGGUAGGUUACCUGGUGCUCAGAAAGUGAGGGAAAGGAAAUAGAAGCAGCUUCACUUCCUCCCUUACAGACCUAGCUUCCUAAGUGACUAACUAGCAGCAGCUUAGCUGGGGUGGGGGAGCAGGGUGCACUGGGCACCACUUACCCAGGGGGCAGCACUUACAUUGGGGCCUGCAGCACACCUGAGCCACACGUCUCUCCUGGGAGUGACACAGUGGCUCGGGCACCUGCAGGCACUUCACUGCCCUGCAGCUGAGGGGAAGGUGGCAGGCAAACUCCAUGCAGACUCUACCCAGAGUGACUACACACAGGGUGUAGCUAGCCACGCCAGAUGCCUGAGUGGUUAGCUACGCCGCUGCUAACUAGCACUCAUGCAUCGUUAUGUUCGACUGCAAUCUCCCACAAAAUGUACUCUGGAGGGUUGGGGAAAACCCCAGAACAGAUUUAGGAGAAGGAGACAGGGGGAGUGUUCUGUUGCACAAGGAGAAAUCCUUGCACUGACGGAACCUUGUCCUCAGCGCUACCUUGAAUACAUCCCAGGGUUCAGCUCCCAGGUCCCUAUUUGCCAUUAAACUACUACUUGGUUAAUUGGGUGAUAAAUUCAUUCUAUCAUAUGUCCUGAGGACCGAAGGACAGCAUUCCACAGUGCUGCCAGCAGCGGGGGGCAGGGGGAGAAUGAAGGGAAGAAAGAAACUUAUUUCUCCCCCAUUCCCCACUGUCAAUGCAUGUACAGAGGGAACGAGAACAGUUUUGGUGAGCUGCAAUGGGUGGGUUGGCAAGGUUAGGGUUAGUGGUGAGUUUGGAAAGGGGGAAGCGGGGUGCUGAAGUGUAAAGAUAUGGAGGAUGGUGAGGAGUGGGGUGGGGUUGGAGGGAGAAGUGAGCAGGUAUGUCAUCCUGCAGUGUACACAGACACACACACACACACACACACACACACACACGUACAGUGGGUUUCUGUGUCACACUAACCUUGUUAGUAGUGCACAUAGUUCUCUUCAUGGGCCCAUAACCGGUUUGGAUCUUUCCUAGAUACAGUGUGCAUAUGCGUCACAAGACUUUGGCCGCCGGCUGACAGCGGGGCAGCUCCGAUUAUCAACAAAUCUGCCCUUUCACUUACUGCUUCCAACAGAGUGUGCAUAAUUUAUUUUAAUCAGGCUGCUUCACUUUAUUACACAGCCUUUUGGAUAUAAAUUAAAUUACUGCGCUGUUAAUGGGACGAGCAGCCACUGCCCUAAUUGCCAGUUUGAAGUGCGCUGCUCUGUGCAAAUGUCUUUCAUUAAGGUGACCAAUCGUGCCUCACCAACGCUGGCUUUUGCAUUCUGUGAUGGAAGGCUGGCCCUUUGAUUCCAUUGCUCAGCUCCAAAUAGCUGCGGGGCUAAAUGUUCCUGACUUGGCGGGUCAGAGCCAGGCAGGAAGUUCUCCUUGCCCACCCAAAUGAAAGGCAUCUCCCCCCCCCCCCCGGUUCUCUGAGGUGCUCUGUUUUAUUUUGGUGGUGUUGGAAACCUCCCUUCUGGAAUGGGUCUAUGCUAUUUACUGUCUUCAAAGCCUCAGGUGCUCCUCGUGGUUUCUGGAAAUCUUUAUCAAGGAGGCUUUUCUGCCUGACAGAUGAUUUGUAUAUUUUUAAAACCCUCUCUCCGCCACCCAUCUCCCAACCAAGCCUGGGUUUAUCACUGCCAGUUAUUGAAGAGGGAGAUUCCUCAUUGACCGGCAUCAUUGCUCAAGUGAUAAAGUCCACCGUCAAUGAUCUUGGCAAGCGAGGAUUGCCAGUCAAUCUAUUGCCGCAAGGCUACAAACAAGCACGGAGUUUAUCUCUGGACACAAUAAACACAUCGGUUGCAUCACCUUCUGGUCUAUAGCUGAAGGACAGGCUGCGAUGGAUCACCAUCAGUAUGGGAGGAGGAAGAAGGAGGUCACUAUAGUGACCUGAUUUGGAAUCCAGGGGAUUCCACAUGUACACUAGGGAUGUCGGAAAAUUCUGGUGGAAACAGAAACGGGGGCAGAAAUUGCCAGCAUUUGUUGACUUGUCCCAAGUCCACAAUGGAAAUCAGUCCAGUAAAUAUGAUCAGUAUUCACUGCUGCUGUUACUUUCAGACCUCAAAUGAUAUGUAAUUGAUUAUAUUCCCCCCCCCCAUAUUUGCACUGUGCUUCUUUUGUUUUGAAAUGGAUGGGUUAGAAUAACAUAAUGACAUGGCCACUCUAAUUAAGAGCUCCUCUCACACCCACUGCUGUGAACUGCCCUUUGCAGCAGCACCCGGGGGGGGGUCACUGUUGCUACCCAAUGCUUAGUCUUUGUUCUUAGUUGAAAUCCAUCAGGCCACCAGAAGCACAGAGGGCUCUGACUUUGUUGCUGUUCAGAUCAUGGCGUUGAAUGUUCUGCAUCUGCGACGCCAGCUUUGGAGAGCUUGUGCUCGUUUUGCUUUUUUCCUCUUCUGCAACUUUGACUUCUUUCUCUUUCUCCACCCAGUAUGCCAUCUGGACAGCCAUCUGGGUCACUUGGAACAUCUUCAUCAUCUGCUUUUAUUUGGAGGUUGGCGGACUUUCGAAGGUGAGCAAGGCGGGCGUCCGAACGCAGCCAGAAACUGUCCAAGGGAAGGAAGGGACGGAGAAGUGCCAAGAGGAUUGAGAAGAGGGUGUGGGAUGGAGACACACAAACACACGAACAGAGGGGAGGGGAGCAUUCACAUCAAAGUGUGGCCCGAGAGGGCCUUGUCGGACAAAACGCCGCCUGCACACUUUCAGAUUAAGGGUAAAAUGAAAAGGGGAGGGCCAGAGGGGAUUAGAUUACUCUUCCAUAAACUGAAUCCAAUUCAGUGCUUUAAUGCCUCUCCAAAAAAGGCUAUCAAUCAUUGCAGGCUCCUAGCAUGAUUUGGGUGGAAAAUUAAUUUCCUCAACUCUUUCAAUGCAGAUAUAACGCUCCUAUUUGGGUUUCUGUUGCCCUUACAUGUCUCUCUACCCCUUUCAUUCCCUUUAAGCGCUUGUAAAAUCCCAGAUUUGGAGGGGAACGUCCUGGUUGCACUUAGAAUAUGCGUUAUUCCAUCCUGCACACUCCAAGGGCUUAGAUUUGUGGCAAAUUUGGGCUCAAGGCCUAUGCGAGUUUUCGCUUGUGGUUCCUGCCUUUCUGUGCUGUUGCUUGACAUGAGUGAAAUGUGUUGUGUUUGGGGCAAUGGCCCCAACAGUAUGGAGCUGAGCCAAGGCUACCACAGUGCCCUGGACAGCUCCAGAGUGCUGUGCUGGAGACUCAGAUGUUGUUUCAGCAGCAGUCGUCUUCGGACUAAGCUUAUCUAGGAGGAGCAGCUCUAUCUGAUGAUGAUAAGAAUUUACUGUUUAAGAACCUACCAGUAUUGGAAAGCAGCUAAUAGCUAAAUUCUAGAGGCAUGGUGGGAUAGCCCCAGCCACUCUUCCAACACAUAUUAAAACAUAUUAAAACAUCAAACAUUAAUAAUAACAAUCUGAUCCAAUAUGAGAAGUCACAAUAACUUUGAAAUAAACAACUUAUAUCAAAUAAAGCAAUAUUCAAUAAUUCAUUAGAAUCUAAUAGUAAACAGUAAAAUUAAACAUCAGCCAAUUUUUUUUUAACAGUUUACACUUAUCUAUAAUCAAUAAAAAAUAAUGGCAAGUCUCCCUGCAUAAAAUGUGGUAUGUUCCUGUUGUACAUUUAAGUAGUCUCCAUAUAGAUUUGCACAUCUAAAGGCACAUGCCUUAGAAACUCUUUUGGGGACAAACAGAAAGAGAAUAUUUGGGAAAGUAUUUGAGGAGAUGCACUCAGAUACUUGCAGGUCCGUCUCCACAAUAUUGACCUUACCUGUAGAGGAGUAACAGGCAUGAAAAAGAAAUCUGCAUAAAACUGAUGCUGCUGUCAUGGCUUCCCCCAAAGAACCCUGGGGGUUGAGGGUGUUUAUGAUCUUCGGAAGGGGAAAGGUCUGAUGAAGAAGGUUUGAGUCUGGUGCCAUCUGGAAGAAGGCGCACCUUGGGGUCAAUAUGCUUCAACAGGUUUCCCGUUCUUCUUUCUCUCUUUCUUUUUAAUGAAAUGUGUUGUGCUCCACCUUUCAUUCACAUGUGACCCAAACAAACCCCACUCACCCACCUGCCGGAACCCUAAAGGUAAAGGAAAAGGACCCCUGACCAUUAUUCAUCAUCAUCAAUCUUUAUUACGGUCCAGAGACCCAACAAAACAUUACAAAUUAAUACAGAGUUCAUACAGUCUACCUCCAGGUUAAUCAAGCACUUUGUUUGGAAUAUAGGGCUCGUUUGUUCUUGCAACCACCGAUAAAAACUUUGCCACUGCCAACGUUCUAGCUUUUGUCUGGUCUUCCAGUAGGAACCUGACAUAGUGAGCCUCUGACUUUCCCGGGAAAGGCAACAGCAAGGUUAGUAUCAGUUCAGCCCUGGCCUGCUCAUACUUCACACAAUGUAACAAAAUAUGAUCUAUGGAAUCAAUGUCUUGAGCACACAAGCAAAGUCUGUCCUGGUAGGGAACUCCUCUCAACCUACCAUCCAGCACUGCAGAGGGGAAGACAUUCAGUCUGGCUUUGGUGAAAAGCCUUCGAUAGUUAGGUACUGUUAGGUUUUUGAUGUAAGAUGUUAACUCAAAGACAUACCCAUAUUGAACUCCUGCUGCCAGCGGACUACAGACUGCGUGUGACCGAGAUCGCAGGUCACUGUGUGCAUUGUCCCAUAAUCUUUGCUUUAAAACCUUUUGGGCGCCUUCAUAGCCCAGGUAAUACAGUUGGGGGGGAGACAGACCAAUAGAGGUGGCUUUUUUAGCCAGACCAUUAUUAGGUCCAGUCGUGACCGACUCUGGCGUUGCUGCACUCAUCUUGCUUUACUGGCUGAGGGAGCCGGCGUACAGCUUCCGGGUCAUGUGGCCAGCAUGACAAAGCCGCUUCUGGCGAACCAGAACAGUGCACGUUUACCUUCCUGCCGGAGCAGUACCUAUUUAUCUACUUGCACUUUGACGUGCUUUCGAACUGCUAGGUUGGCAGGAGCAGGGACCGAGCAAUGGGAGCUCACCCCAUCACGGGGAUUUGAACCGCCGACCUUCUGAGCGGCAAGUCCUAGGCUCUGUGGUUUAACCCACAGCGCCACCCGCGUCCCUGCCGAAACCCUAGUUUGGUCUACAUAGGCAGGUGGUGAACUCUCAACCCCUGGAGAGAGAAAGAGAGAGAGGCUUCCUUUUGCUCUGCUCUAAGUCGCUAAAAAGGAAGAAUUAUCCUAUUUUUCUGCCUUCUCUUCUGAUCUCCUGGGGAUUAGAUGUUUAAGGCAAAUGCAUUCUGAACCCUCUUUGCUCUCCUCCUCAAACACGCCCUGCUCCUUUACACUUAAUUUCUGACAAAGUAGCUUGGCUGUCUCAGCGGCCGGUUAAUUUGUAGUGACAGAAUGCAAGGAGGUGCAGCGAGGUGGAAAGAAUGGAGAUAGUCAACUGGCAGCUGGUGGUAACGGCUGCCCGUUUGAGUCUGCAGACAGGUGAUCAGCCAGGUGGAGAGAAAGGUGUGUGUUUUAGGAGGGGAGGAGCUGCAGUUCAAAUUGCUCUAAUUGGUUUCAUAAAUAUCCACUGCAAAGCUGGCGGUGUGGGGGGAGAGAGUAAACCUCCAUAAUUGCUUCUUUGGGAGAGCUUCUCCCAUGUUUUUUGGGUGAUUUGUUGUCCAUAAAAUCACAGUACUGCAUACCCUCCAACAUUAUUAUUAUUAUUAUUAUUAUUAUUAAUAAUAAUAAUAAUAAUAAUAUAUUUAUACCCCACCCAUCUGGCUGGGUUUCCCCAGCCACUCUGGGUGGCUACCAACAGAAUAUUAAAAACACGAUAAAACAUCAAACAUUAAAAACUCCCCUAAACAGAGCUGCCUUCAGAUGUUGUCUAAAAGUCAGAUAGUUGUUUAUUUCCUUGACAUCUGGUGGGAGGGCGUUCCACAGGGCAGGCGCCACUACCAAGAAGGCCCUCUGCCUGGUUCCCUGUAACUUCACUUUUCCCAAUGAGGGAACUGCCAGAAGGCCCUCGGAGCUGGACUCAUUGUCCAGGCUGAAUGAUGGAGGUGGAGACGCUCCUUCAGGUAUACAGGGCCGGGGCUGUUUUCUCUGAUGAAAACAGGGACAUACUAUUCUGUGAUGAUAAUUUUACUAUUUAUACCCCACACAUUUUACUGGGUUGCCCCUGCCACCCUAGGUGGCUUCCAACAUAUACGAAAACAUAAUAAAGCAUUAAACAUUUUUUUAAAAAACCAAACCUUCCCUAAAUGGGAUUGCCUUCAGACUGCUCAGGGGUCGGAUAGUUCCAUACCCUCUAAAUCACAUCUAAAGAAUCCUUUAAAAAAACACCAAUAACCUCUUAAUUCCUUGAUUCAGCAAGGAUUAAAAUCUAAUGGAGGAUCCCAUUGUUGAAUUAGCCAGGCGAGGGUAAGAAAGGAUUCUCUUCCUCCCUGUUUUAUCUUCACAACAGCCCUGUGAGGCAGGUUAGACUGAAAAGCAGGAACUGGCUCAAGGUCACCCAGUGAACUCCAUGGCUGAGUGGGGAUUCGAACCCUCAUCUCCCAGGUCAUAGUCCAACACUCUUAACAAUUGCAGUGGAACCUCAGGUUACGGCGGGGAUCCGCUGCAACCCAAAAACGACACAGCCCAAAGUGUCGCUUCUGCGCAUGCGCACACACGAUUUAGUACCUCUGCGCAUGCGCGAAUGGUGCAAACCCAGAAGUAACCCAUUCCAGUACAGUGGUACCUCGGGUUACAUAUGCUUCAGGUUACAGACUCCGCUAACCCAGAAAUAUUACCUCGGGUUAAGAACUUUGCUUCAGGAUGAGAACAGAAAUUGCACCGCGGCGGCGCGGCAGCAGUGGGAGGCCCCAUUAGCUAAAGUGGUGCUUCAGGGUAAUAACAGUUUCAGGUUAAGAACGGACCUCCGGAACGAAUUAAGUACUUAACCCGAGGUACCACUGUACUUCUGGGUUUGUGCUGGUCUCAAGCCGAGGGUGACAUAAGCCGGAGGCAACGUAACCCAAGGCUCCACUGUACACCGCAUGAGCUCUCUUCUCCAAACUUCCAGUUUAUUCGGCAUUUCUCCUGAUUCGUCUGCAGCCUUCUAAAACCAGGCAAGGUUAAGCCGAUUGGCUUUAGCUACUCUCACUCCUACGCUCGCCUAGUGUAGUUAUUUUGGUGCAAGAGUCCUCUCACCGCCUUUCCCCUUUGCUCGCAUUUUCUACAGGGGGACAGGAUGACAUUUGGAAAUGUUCUUUCUGCGUCCUGUCAUCCCUUCUGCAGAUGUCAUAUCUCCAAAGGAGAAGGGAGCGGGGAGCAAAAUCUUGCCUGCCAAAACUUUGCUAGGUGGACGGCAGAAGAAUGGACAGGUUGGCUGGCAUAUUAAUAGAUCCUUUCUUUUUCCUGCCACUGACAUCUCCCCAAAGGUCUUGAUGACGUAGGUUUUGAGGGCACUGCGAGCGUUUGAGCAGAGCUCUCUCAAAAAAGCAAGCACAUUUCCUCAAACAGCUGAAGACGAGAUGGAGGCAAACACAGCUGUGAUUUCCGGACAUGCUGUCGAUACAUAAGACAGUGUUUUGGUUUUCCUCACGGCACCAUUAGCAUACAUUCUGAUCUUUCUAUUCCAUUGAUCCCUGCCACGAAGAGCCUUCUAUGUACAUUUUGACAGCAGAAAGACAGCAAAGUAGUAUGAAUCUUUUUGAUGGUUUGCCCAGCCUGGCAAGAAAGAUCAAAUAACAUAAAAGGCAAGCAGUGAGCUGGUCCUUUUUGCAGAAUGGAGCUGAGCAUUUUGCUGUUCCCUACUAGAUUGCUGCAGACUUAUGGACAAGCCAUGCGAUCUAAUUCAGGGCCCUUCUGUGAAUGGUUACCAGAUUUUUUUCAAUGAAUCCGGGACACUUUAUUUAUUUAUUUUUUUAAGCUGAGUAGCAACAGGGAGUCAGUAGUGGGGAUGGAGAGCUAAAAGACCCGGGGCCCAAGCACACAUGCAUAUUGUAUAAAGGUGAAAAGCCCUUCUUUCACACCUUGUGAAACAUAAAUGCGCAGAGUUUUUUAAAAAACUGGGCAAUGGCACGCUGCCCGCCUGUUACUCCCGAGCAUCCCCCGAUCAGUCAAAACAAAGGGGGAAGGGGGCAGGAGAUGUGUACUGCCGGACAUCCCUGGUUCCCCUUUGGCAAUGGCAGUGGCAAUCAGCAGCCCGGAGCUAGCCUGGUAGCGCAGUUGGCUCUGGCUGGCUUCAGGAGCUGCUCGCUGCCAUAGAGCCCACCAUUUUUCCUUGCCAGAAGUCCCAAAAUGAUUUGUUGUGCACAAGACACAUCACAUGGGGACAUCCGGUGGGGGAAAAUGGUGGGCGCCACUGCAGCAAGUAGCUCCUGAAGCCAGCCAGAGCCAACUGCGCUACCAGGCUGGCUCUGGGCUGCUGAGGCUGCCGCUGCCACAUUUCCUGGGGACAGAUUUGCAAAUCUGGGGACAUUCCGGGGACGGAAUUUGUCCGGGGACAGAUUUGCAAAUCCGGGGACUUCUGGUAACCCUAUGCUAGAGAAGCACUCCCAUUGAGCCUGACGCUUCGUUUGCCCUUUAUCUGCCAGGGAAUGUGGCAUUUUGGUGCCUUGCCACAUAGGGCAACUGCAUCCAGAUCCGAAAACCAUCUGCCAAAUCCCAGCAGCUCCUGACGGUGCCCUUCGUCUGUUGCCUUGGUCCUUAGACCCUCCAGUUGGACCCAUCUUGCACCCAGUGCCAGCAUAUCAGUGCCGUCAAACACAGAGGAGUCCCCAGUGAUAGUCAUACAAUUGGUCCAUAUAGCCCUGCAUUGUCAACAAUGACUGGCAAUGGCUCACCCAGGGUUUCGGGCAGGGGUCUCCCCUAGCCCAACCAGGAGAUGGCAGGAAUUCAACAUGGGUCCAUUUCACAUUUGAAACGGCAGCUCUGCCACUGGGCUAUGACCCUAAAACAUCAGAACUGGGGGGAUGAUGUUUGUGUGUUUGUGAUGUGCAAUUUAAAGCACCAAAGGGAUGCUAAUUCUUGGCCCCCACCCCCAUCAAUCUUAUCUCCCUAGGCUGUAGCUAAAAUCACACCCGCACCAACAUUUAAAGCACUCUUAUGUCAAUUUGACAGGCAUGGCUUAAAGAAUCAUGUGAACUGUAGCUGGUUGAGGUCUUUGGAGGUCUUUAAGCAGAGGCUUGACAACCAUAUGUCAGGAGUGCUCUGAUGGUAUUUCCUGCUUGGCAGGGGGUUGGACUCGAUGGCCCUUGUGGUCUCUUCCAACUCUAUGAUUCUAUGAUUCUAGGGUGCUGGGGACUAUAGCUCUGUUACAAACAAACUACAGUAUAGCUUCCAUGGAAGUCACUGUUUUAGACAGGAUAUGAGGGUGUCACAGGCCCAAGUCACAGCCUUUGCAGUUGCUUACAGACCCUCCAAGUGCUCCUAUUUUCCAGAGCCAGUCCCUGAUCUGCAGAAGCUGUCCCAGUUUCUGAUUUCAUCCCAGAAUGUCCCUCUUUUCCUUAGGACGUCCCUAUUUUCAUCAGAGAAAUGUUGGAGGGUAUGGAGUAUUCUGACCCCUGAGCCAUCUGAAGGCAGCCCUUUAUAGGGAAGUUUUUAAAUGUUUAAUGUUUUAUUAUGUUUUUAUAUAUGUUGGAAGCUGCCCAGAGUGGCUGGGACAAUCCAGCUAGAUGGGUGGGGUAUAAAUAGUAAAAUCAUUAUGGUGGAGUAGGAUGUCCCUAUUUUCAUCAGAGAUAUGUUGGAGGUUAUGUGCUUAUUUGAAGGCUUCAUAAAGUACAGAUUAGACAUAUCCUGUUCAAGUAAUGGGUUCUUUUGGGGAAAAGCUGAACAGAGACCUCUAGUGUCCUUUUAUUCCACGACUCAAUAGCAACAUCAUAUCCAUAUCCACAACCACACUCACCCCCGAACCUAUUUUUUGCCUUAAAUCCGGCCCCGGAAACUCAUUUGCCCGCACCGCCGUGUUUGCUGUGCCUCCAACACAUGCAGCCGGUGAGAGCUUCAGGCCAGAAAAGCUAUCCCCUUGCCAGCCCAGCGAGACACAGCCGCUCAUGCCACCGGGAGAUAAAAAAUGACGGUCUCCACUUUUUUAGCUGAUAAUAAAUUUCCUCGCCUUAAAACAUGCAAAAUUAUUCAACCGUUGAGCUCUCCCAGGACUUGCCUGGCUGGACUCAAUUCGUCUGGGGGGGGCUAUCAACACGGCUUUCUCUGGUAAUUAAUGAAAGGGAAGGAAGGAAGUAGCGAGUACAGGAGCCCAGCUGCUCUUAGACCCAACCCAAAAAGAAAUGCAAGUGUGUGUGUGUGUGUGUGUGGAAUGGGGAUUAGGUGUGUGAUGCACGGCCAAUGGUGUGCAUGGAUGACAAUAAAGAAAAUUGCAUAUUAUUUUCAUAAUCUUACAGAUAUGCAUUCUUGGUCUGCUUUCCUCUCCUCCAACCUUGCCUCUGCAUUCAAGACAUGAGUCGUGUGGUUCCCCCACAAACUCCUCUCUGAAUGUCAAAUGAAGUUGUCGUUGGAGAGGGUGCUGCAAGACUCUGACUCAGGGGAUGGGAGAGGCCCUUAGCCUUGCAUACAGUGGGUCCCAGAUCAAUCCCAGACAUCUCCAGGUUGGGAUGAGAAAGACUGCUGUCUAAGACCCUAGAAAGCUGUUGCUGGUAGCCAUUUCAAUGUUCAGGUCCUCUAAAUUUGGCCCUGGUGAUGGAAAAGGGGAAACCUCCAAGCUGAGGGACAGUGGACCACUGAGUUACACUUACUGGCGAGCAACUGCAAGAGAGGACUAUUGCCUUCAAGCCCUGGUUGAUGACUUGUCUACAACAUCUAGAAGUCAGACCCAUUGAUGCAUCUAGCUCUCCGCUGACAGGCAGCUGGGUUUCUGGGUUUUCCAUCUUGGAAAUGGCUCUCCCAUUCACUUCAGUGGAGGGAGCUGGUGCUUGUAGAUGCCAUGUGUGCAUGGAAGUUCAGAUCUGCUCCCUCCGUUGAAAUGAAUGGGGGAAAUCUUGCAUGCGCAAGAGAUCCCCGUGCUAAUGAAACUUCAGGUGGGUUGAAGAUGGCACUGUUCAAGCAGGAGAAAAGAAAGCUAAGGUGGGAAGGUUGCAAAGGGGAACUUGAGGGUGGUCGCUCUAGUCUCCCAGAUAGUGCUCUCUUUACUGACAGAGGUCAAUAAGCUCUUUGCCUUGAGUGCUUUCGCCUAUUACUCUCCAUCAGUGCAGGUGUCCCCCGGAGAGUUGCAGCCAAAGAUUCUGGUCAAAAGAGUAUAUUAAUCUUAGGGCACUGAGAAAACAUCUGACUCAAAGCAGGGAAAUGCUUGUAAUAGUUCAUUAAAAUAAUUUGGGGCCAUAAUGGUUCUGAAGAUUGCAGAAUCAUAGAGCAAAUGAAAACAAUUUUUUUGGAGGAGAGGAAACUCAGGUGUUGUUUAUUUAUUUAAAACAUUUCUGCCCUUCCCACUCUUAAUGGACCUCUCCUUUGGGCUGAGUUCAAGUCUUGCAUGUUGGCUUCCCUGAAGCACUGGGGUGGCUGCUGUGGGAACAACGUCUAUGAAGUUGCUUUAGGCAUGUGCAAAAUGCAGACAUGUGAGUGCCACUUGGGAGGGGUGGGGAACCCCAGACCCGGAGGCCAAAGGCAUCCCUCCAGUGGAUUCUCCCCAUGCCAAGCCCUCAUUGGAUAUUCCUACCUGUGUGCUUAAACUCCGAUAACGCCUCUUGCUUGCCUUGGUGGAGGACAGAGAUGCAUUUAUGUGUGUAUGUCAGGGCUGGCUCAGCUACAGGUCAGCAUGGAGACUCAGAGAUGAGCAGUGAAGUUGGUUCUUUCUUCAAGGAAACAGUAUACAAACAGAGAAACCUCUGGGCAAGGCCAGUGAAGUAGUUGCCAGAACUGACGACCUGUGCCUCCCACUUCCCUCUACAUCUCCUCAUUGGCCAGAUGUUUUCCAGCAGACUUCAGCUCCAUUGAGGAGGGGUCUUCUGUGCUCUUUGUUCUGCUACAUGCAAGGCCCUCCAUGCCAUUGGAGAUAAGCAAGAAGGGGAGCUGAAUGCAGCAGGCAGGGCUGCGGCACUGGGGUGCAAAGAUCUACCUGGCGCCCCCCCCCGGUUGCCCAGGCCCAGGUGCAUAGGAGGAUGGAGUAGGCUGCCUGCCUCAGCGACUCGCUGGCUCGGUCACCCCGAAACUCGCAGUGGAGAGCCCCUCACAGCAGAAGAGCCCACUGUGGUGCUUCGACCGAUGGGCGGGCUCUUCCCUGGACUCAACUCUCAGGCCCCGGACUCUUGGGCUGGCGCCCCUGAGAGCCUGGUGCCUGGGUGCCCCGCACCCCUAGCACCUAUGGGUAAGACGGCCCUGACAGCAGGACCAGCAGGCUCCUGUGAAGUUGCUGCAGCCUUUGUCCCCUCCUCCUCCUCCUCAGCCACUUGUCCUGCAUCUGCAGGGCUUUCUGCCCUGCUUUCUCUCUCUCCCUCAAGCUUGUUGCUUGUUCAGCAUCCAACCAUUCUGCCUCCGCUUCAUCCUCUGACCUGUCUUUGGUGUCCCACCACCACUUGCCCAUAAGGAAAUGCAUCCCUCAGGUUGUAAAAGGUCCCUUGACCUAGACAAAACAGUAGCCAUCCCUUCCCCUUCUCUAUCCCCACUGCAAGGUGUAAGUGAAAUUUAUUGUUUUUGCUUGGAAACACUUUUUGGAGAUGCCAGCCUUUAAAUGGAUUAAACUCAUUGGAUUAUGGGGAGCACUGAGUCUUGGGCUCGGAGUGAUUGAUUCAGCUGCCUCUGCCAAUUGCAGAGGGACAUUCAUGAGCGGCACGAAGAAGAGGCAAGACAAUUAAAUGAUCGCAGCUUUAUCUGCAAUAUAAAAGUAAUCUGGCCGGUGUGCUUGCAGGGCGCAUUAUUUAUCCGCCGCCCGGAGUGAAAAGGUGUUUGGUUCUUUAAGCUGUGUUGACUUAAGAGAUGUUAACUGUACCUCAUUACUCUGGUUAAGAAAUCCUUUUGCAAGCUGAGAGAUACUGUAAGCUUUCUCUCCUACCAACACUUCCAUGCUGGGAAACUGGAAGCACCUGAAACGAGCAGAAAUUCAAUGUUUGUGAUGCUGAAGGCAGGGAGGGCCUUCUGAAAGAGAGGGCCCAAACUUUCACAACCUGGUGCCCUCCAGUUAUUUUGGACUAAUGCACCCAUCAGCCCCAGGCAGCAGAUGAGAGUUGUAGUGCAGAACAUCAUACCCACCAACAUUUUUCCAAGGGAAAUAGGGGCGUCCCAAGGAAAAGCUAAUGGGACGCGGGUGGCGCUGUGGGUUAAACCACAGAGCCUAAGACUUGCUGAUCAGAAGGUCAGCAGUUUGAAUCCCUGCGACGGGGUGAGCUCCCGUUGCUCAGUCCCUGCUCCUGCCAACCUAGCAGUUUGAAAGCACAUCAAGUGCAAGUAGAUAAAUAGGUACCGCUCCAGCGGGAAGGUAAACGCCGUUUCUGUGCGCUGCUCUGGUUUGCCAGAAGCGGCAUAGUCAUGCUGGCCACAUGACCCGGAAGCUGUACGCCAGCUUCCUCGGCCAAUGAAGCGAGAUGAGCGCCGCAACCGCUGAGUCGGUCACAACUGGACCAAAUGGUCAAGUUACCUUUACCUUUAAGGAAAAGCUGGACAUUCCAGGAUCAAAUCAGAAACCGGGACGGCUUCUGUAAAUCCAGGACCGUCCCUGGAAAAUAGGGACACUUGGAGGGUCUGGAACAUCCGGGUGACACCAGUUUGUUCCUAUUAGGAAUUAGUAUGUCCUUCCUAUUCCUUUCAGAUUCCUGAACUGUCCCCAGCAUACAGUCAGCUACAAAAUCGAGGGAAGCAAACAUGGAACCGAGCAGGAAGGUGGGGAAAGGUGCAAGGGAACCACAUGAUAACUGAAACAGCAGAGGAGAGAUGAUUUGAAAUUCUGCAGGGAGAUGUACAUUAAGCAGCUAUUGAUCAUGCCAGGGGUCAGUUUCUUGGAGUAAUUUGACCCAAGAGGUUAAUUGUGACGGAGGUCAAUAGAAGACCUGAACGUGCAAUGCAUCAGAAUACCAAAGGGAAUUGGCAAGAGAAUUUAUAGAGGAUGCUUAGUGCUCGUGGCACAGAGGAAAUUAAACCAGCCCGGUAGGAAAAUAUUUCUUAUAACUCCAGUUCUGCCUUGUCAACUCACACGAAUGCAGUUGGUGUGUUUCCCUCUGUGAGUACACAGUAUGCUAUCUCUGUAGUUAGGGAUGGAGGAGGAAUUUGGUUUUGUUUGCGUGAGAAUCUGUUUAAUUUGCACUUCUUGAACCAGUGUGCGAACCAUAGCCUUUGAAAUUCACACUUUCCUGAAUUUUGUGAUCCAGCCAAACAAGGUGUUUAAAAGUGCAUAUGUGAUGUACAUAAAACAUAUAUUAAGCAGAACUGCAUGCCAAGCUGCAUUAUAUCAAUGGAAAUCACCGCAAAAAUGGGCAUAUUUGUCAAAACCGCAUACAAAAAAAAAAGUGUUUUAAAAAGAAAUUUGCAAUAAAAGGAAGGCGAAUUUCCAGGAGGAUUUUAUAAAAAAUAAAUAAAUUGCAAAUUGCACGGAGAUAUGAGGCAGGAUUCACCUAACUCACCCCAUCAGCGGAAUCUCCAUGGAAGGACUUUUGCUUGUGCAACCUUGAGCCAGUCAGUCUAACCUACUUCGCAGGGUCGUUGUGAUGAUAAAACGGGGAAGGAAGAGAACAUGUACAUCACCUUGAGGUCCUUGGAUUAAAAGUUGGGACAUACAUGUAAUAACAAAUAAAUAAAAUGGCACAUGGUACUUAUUUUUAUUGCUAUAUUUUUGUAACCUGUCCGGGUGGGCUGCAAGUACAAAUAAUUAAUAAAUGAAUAACAUUUCUAAGGCAUUUGCAGAGGGCCUUCUUGGUGGUGGCGCCCUCCCUGUGGAACGCCCUCCCAUCAGAUGUCAAGGAAAUAAACAACCAUCUGACUUUUAGAAGACAUCUGAAGAAGGCAGCCCUGUUUAGGGAAGUUUUUAAUGUUUGAUGUUUUAUCCUGUUUUUAAUAUUCUGUUGGGAGCUGCCCAGAGUGGCUGGGGAAACUCAGCCAGAUGGGCAGAGUAUAAGUAAUAAAUUAUUAUUAUUAUUAUUUAUUAUAACCCUUUGCUCUCUUUAACUGAAGAAGCCAGGGAGUGGACCUAUGCAAAGUGAAAAUCGAUUCAGCAACAACAAGAGAUUGGAAAUGUGAACUCUUUAAUUAGAUUAAUAUUCUGGGUUGUUGUUUUUAUUGUGUGCAUUUUCUCCCUCUGCAGGACAGUGAGCUCUUGACCUUCAACAUCUCCCGGCACCAGUCCUGGUGGAGUGAAAACGGUCCUGGAUGUGUAAGGAAGGAGACUCCCAUGGUCGGCAUCAAGGGCUUGGACAGCCAUUCCUACGUCUCCGUGAUCGGUUGCGCUUUGGAAUAUCGCUACAUCGAGGUCAUGCACAGUGCAAUGCAGAUUCUGGUGGCGGUGAGUGACGCCCUCAAAGCCCGCAAAUCUGAAACUGGGCCUGUUUCAGCAAUUCAAAUGGCCACCUUUGGGUAUUGGAAAUUCCGGGUGCCAAUUUCAAUGCAAUACAGUCAUACCUCUUCUUGCGGACACUUCAUGUUACGUUUUUUCGGGUUAAGAACGCGGCAAACCCAGAAGUGUUUACUUCCAGGUUUCGCCGCAUGCACAGAAGCGUUCUGCACGGUUCACACAUGCACAGAAGCGUUCUGCGCAGUUCGCGCAUGCGCAGAAGCGCUCUAUCACGCUUCACACGUGGGCAGAAGCCCCGCUCUGGUUACAGACCUUUCGGGGUGCAAAUGGCACAUGGAAUGGAUCGUGUCCGCAACCAGAGGUACCACUGUAUAUGGGGGGGGGGAGAGCCAGGUAAGCCCUGCCGUGCAUAAUUGGUCACAAGAUGCAGCUCAUGCACAACAUUUGAAUGGCAAUGCCCAUUAACUUGUGGCUGGGGUCCCCUCAAAUAUUUUAUUGGGGGAGCCAAAGGGACCUCAGCCCCUAGGAGUUGGCUCCUAUGCUAGAUAUUUAAAAGACAUAUUUCAAAUUCAGGUUUCCGGUGGAUGGUGCCACAUGUUCUCGUGUGUGUGAAAGAGAGAGUUGGGGGAAGAUAGAAAGGGAAAGGGAAGAAACCAGUUUGUAUUGCAUGCUAAGCCAAACCACGGCCCAGUGUAAGCCAAGGGUUCAGGUUGCUGGGGUGAAGAUCAUGGCUGCUAUGCCGCUGCUCCACUUCUACUGCUGCUGUGUUUCUUAGGGCUAUGCCACAGUUUGGGGUAGCAUCACAUUAUCAACCCCAAGCUCAUAUUUGUCUCAUUGAAUAGUAGAAUCGUAGAGUUGGAAGGAAUCCCAGGGGUCACCUAGUCCACUCCCUGCAAUGCAGGAAUCUCAGCUGAAGUCUCACUCCAGAAAAACAACCAAUGGGUGACCCAUGGUUUGUUCUUCAUUUACUGCUCAUGGUUUGUCUGGGGGAAACAAACCACAAGCCUAAGUUUGGAUGUAAGGUAAAGGUAAAGGGCCCCUGGAUGGUUAAGUCCAGUCAAAGGCAACUAUGGGGUUGUGGUGCUCAUCUCACUUUCAGGCCGAGGGGGCUAGCGUUUGUCCACAGACAGUUUUCCGGGUCAUGUGACCAGCAUGACUAAACCUCUUCUGGUGCAACAGGACACCGGGAUGGAAACCAGAGCGCACGGAAACGCCGUUUACCUUCACGCCGCAGCGGUACCUAUUUAUCUACUUGCACUGGCGUGCUUUUGAUCUGCUAAGUUGGCAGGAGCUGGGACAGAGCAAUGGGAGCUCACUCCGUUGCGGGGAUUCUAACUGCUGACCUUCCGAUUGGCAAGCCCAAGAGGCUUGGUGGUUUAAACCACAGCACCACCCGUAUCCCUUGCCACCGCAUAAUGGUAAGCGAAACCGUAGCUGAGUCAUGCAUUAGUGCAGCAGGACCAAGAGAGGAGUGCAGCAGAUGCAAUCUUUGGUCUGGGAACCUACUCCUUAGCUAGUUCAAGCUAAGCCACUGUUUGGUUCAGAAUUACGUGUGAAUCGGGAUUAUAAAUUCCAUUUGGAUAUUUCGAUCCACGGAGCUUUGUUGGCCAGGGGGAAACAGCGCCAGAACCUUUGAUAGUUGUGCAAAAGAGGGAAUUUCUGUGGAUGUAGCCAGAGCUGACCCAAGACAUUUCCAAGAUGGAAGCUCCUCCACUUCCAUGUUCAGAAGGCGCCUGGACUUGGGAUUGACUCAAGCUUCCAUGCUGGCAACAAGACAGCAGCAACCCCCAGCACACCUGAGAGCUGCUGGCUAGUUUAGUUUAGAGCACUCUUGCUUCUGCCCUCCAACAGAAGGUAAGAGCCAAGGAGGUGCUGUGGCAAACCAAGGGCAGGAGGACAGUAUUGAUUUAGAACAGUGGUUUGCAGAGGGGCAUAGUCCAGAGGGGGAAAGCUGGGAAAUACUGGGUGAGGAACACCAAGAAGAGGGAACACCAGGAGAGAGACAGCUGGCAGACUCAGUGUCCUUGAACAGCAUUCCUGAUCCCCCUUCACCUAGGACUAGACGGGCUCUGAGAGUGAUAGAACAGAAAGCACAGAGACAACAAGCUCAGAUUACCCGAUGUAGGAGUGACGUAGAUUAAUGGAGAUGGAGGGGGUGAACCUUAACUGGGAGCGACACCAUUUCUAGAGAGAUAUGCAUUCCUUUGUCUCUCGCUAUGAUUAUUAAAGAAACUAUCUGGUAAGAACACUCCUUUCAUUUGUUGUUGUUUAGUCAUUUAGUCGUGUCCGACUCUUCAUGACUCCAUGGACCAGAGCAUGCCAGGCACUCCUCUCUUCCACUGCCUCCUGCAGUUUGGUCAAACUCACGUUAGUAGCUUCGAGAACACUAUCCAACCAUCUCGUCCUCUGUCGUCCCCUUCUCCUUGUGCCCUCCAUCUUUCCCAACAUCAGGGGUUUUUCCAGGGAGUCUUCUCUUCUCAUGAGGUGGCCAAAGUAUGGAGCCUCAGCUUCACAAUCUGUCCUUCUAGUAAGCACUCAGGGCUGAUUUCCUUAGGAAUGGAUAGGUUUGAUCUUUCAUUUGAUCUGGUUAAUUACUGCCACUGGGGGGUGGGAUCCAAUUCCCCAAAGCCUGACACCUGAUGUGGUUGCUUUCCUGUGCCCACUGGCCAUGCCGGCCUUGGAUGUUUGUGUGGAUACAAACUUGAUUUUUGACUCCUGUUGAUGACAGGAGUCAUCGUCAACUUGCUGAUUUCAGUACUUGAACACUGUGGCUGAGAUCUAAGAUGCUCUUUAGUGGGGACUUUUGACUCAUACUGUUUGAAAAGGAUUGAGAUCACACAGAAAAUGCUUCUGAAAUUCCCCUUGGUUUCAUGGAGAGACUGUGGAGGAGAGAGAAUAGAAGCAUGAUGCCAAAGCCCCCUUGGGAACAUACAAAUAACUUCAAAGUUCUUUGGAUCCUGCCCUCUCCGAAACAAACAAACAACAAACCCCUACACUCAUUGCCAUAAAUCCAACAGUAAUUAAAAAUUACAUAAACUUGAUGUGUGUGUGUGUGUGUGUGUGUGUGUGUGUGCAAGAAUAUGAUGGAUUUCCCCACUCGUCUCAAAUUCUUUUCAACCUGUACAAAACAAGCCCCUCAGCCCAUCACACCAGGAUGUGGCUCUGGUGCUGAGAUUGUUCAUUUAAAGUAAACCCAGGAAGAAGAAAAACAAAGAGAAGCAAGGCUUAGACUGAUAUAGCAGGAGCAUUUCCUCAGCAAUAGGUACAUCAAAAACUUUACCAGCCAGCAUGACUGUGAUUUAAAUAUUUAUGUGUGAGCGUCGGGGAAGAAGAAGAAGUUGCAGAAAGGGAGAGAAUCCAAUUAGGCAAAGGCUGUGUGCGUCUCCCCCCAAGGAUAUAAUAAUACACCCCGUCAGAAAACAAAGCCGUUCUGACGCGCGUGCGCCCCCCCCCGGCUUCUGUUCCUGCAGACGCCAGCAGUUUGCACAAAAGUUGCCAUCAAAUGUCACAGCGCUUAUGUUUAUCCAUACCCUCAAUUAUUUAUUUUUUUCAUUAACAUGCCACAGUAAUUGGUGCCGCCCGGUAAUUGAUUCUCGUUUGCUGCGGAGUAAACUGAAACAAAAAGUCUAUUGUCUUCAUAAAAUGCCACUAGAGCGUGUGUACAUUUUCUAGCAUCUCAGCAAUGGAAGCCACCGUCUUUUAAAAUCUGCUUUGCUUUGUUUUGCAUGAAUAUUACACUGUAUGUCUCUCUAUAUUUUUACCAAGGGAGCUGAUCUUAGUCCUCCCUGUCGCAUGACAAAUGUCAUGUGUGAAUCAGAGAACCAUAGCUAUGGCAAGGCAGCAAUUUUAUAAAGCAGGAUGAAUUCAUGGUCAAAUCUGUGGUUGUGAGAACAGGAUGCUAGACGAGAUGAGCUACUGGCCUGAUCCAACAGGUUCUUCUUACAUUUUCAUCCCCUGUAUGAAUAUAUUCCUAGGGAUGGUCAACGCUGGCUGCAUUCAGAUAUCACAGAUAUUUACUUUACCUGAUAAUUUCUGCACUCCAUGUGAUCUUUCUCACAAUGCAAAUGCCACUUCUGGAAAUGUAGUGGCAUUCAUUUCCAAGUUGUUUCCAGAAAAGAAAAGAAAAACCAGAUUGCAACCCGAUUAACUCAGAAAAUCACGAGAGUUUGGUGUUGCAAAUUCACGCAACAAAAUAUGUAGAGGUGUUCUAAAAGGUAAAGGCAAAGGUAUUCCUGAGCAUUAGGUCCAGCACGCUCAUCUCGCUUUAUUGGCCGAGGGAGCCGGUGUACAGCUUCUGGGUCAUGUGGCCAGCAUGACUAAGCCGUUUCUGGUGAACCAGAGCAGCGCACGGAAACGCCGUUUUCCUUCCUGCCGGAGCCGUACCUAUUGAUCUACUUGCACUUUGACGUGCUUUCGAACUGCUAGGUUGGCAGGAGUAGGGACCAAGCAACGGGAGCUCACCCCGUCACAGGGAUUCGAACCGCCAACCUUCUGAUCGGCAAGUCCUAGGCUCUGUGGUUUAACCCACAGCGCCACCUGCGUCCCUAUUAUUCUUAUUGACAACAAAAAUAUGAGGCCUUGCAAGACAUCCCUGCGAGAUGGAAACUUGGUUGCUCACUAGGGAGGUCAACUUUAGAGCGUGCACACACAGAGGGGAGAAUCACACACACUUGGGGGUGCAUCGUGGACACUCGGGGGUGAGGUUCACCGAAGCACAAAUAAGGUUCAUCUUUGGGGCAGAUGAUGCCAUCUGUGGGGGCAAUUGGGCUUGCACGCGGCCUGCAUUUCCUUACCCUUGCUGGCUGAGUGGGGAAAGCGGCCCUUUCCUUUGUGAAAGAUGUGGAGGAAAAAAGCCCUUAGGGAAAACUGGGACUAAUCCGAUGCUGCUUGAAACUGGCCAUCCAGGGCCUUGCAGCCGUUGUCUCUGGGGGUUAAAGGCAGCCUUGCCUGUCUUCUUAAUCUCAUUUAAACGCAAAUAGGAGCAGAACAGUCUCUCCCCUUCCACUCCCCCUCCCUGACCCACUGUGCUAUAGACAAGUCAAAUGGCUAUUUUUUGAUGGCGUUCUUGACCCUGCCUCCCUGGAAAGUAAAAGAGAGGGGGAGAUAGGAGGGGUUCGUCCUGUUGCACUCCUCAUUUGAUGGUUUUUUUGCCAGGGUGCAGAGCCCUGUGCUAAUUGAAAGACGUGUGUGUGUGUGUGUCUGUUUCUCAAGCCCUUUCCAGUCCUACACAUGAAAGUAGCUUUCAUAUGCUACAUCAAGGUGUGGACAGCAUCUGUGCAGGUUUGCUGCACAUCUCCCCUCCCUGUUUCCUGCUUUGCCUUUUCCAAAAUAUCCAUUCCAGUUCAAUAGUUUUUGAGAGACAGGUGUGGAGGCAGGUGUGGAGGACUCCCUUGCCCUGAAUGGGGUAACUGUGCCCCUGAAGGACCAGGUGUGCAGCCUGGGAGUCAUUUUGGACUCACAGCUGUCCAUGGAGACGCAGGGCAAUUCUGGGUCCAGGGCAGCUGUUUACCAGCUCCAUCUGGUACGCAGGCUGAGACCCUACCUGCCCUCAGACUGUCUCGCCAGAGUGGUGCAUGCUCUGGUUAUCUCCCGCUUGGACUACUGCAAGGCGCUCUAUGUGGGGCUACCUUUGAAGGUGACCCAGAAACUGCAACUAAUCCAGAAUGUGGCAGCUAGACUGGUGACUGGGAGCAGCCACCGAGACCACACAACACCGGUCUUGAAAUACCUACAUUGGCUCCUGGUACGUUUCCGAGCACAAUUCAAAGUGUUGGUGCAGACCUUUAAAGCCCUAAAUGGCCUCAGUCCAGUCACCGGUGGAGGAAGAGGAGGGCGGGGGGAGCUCACCAACCCUGGCAGCAUGAUCCCAGUGGUGUGCCAUCGCAGCUGUACACCUGCCCGCGCUGGGUGCCAUGCCACACAGGUGGAACGCCAUGCCCCCAGGACGCACGCUACGCCUCUGCGGACAGUGCACCUCAUCCCCGGGAUGCGCGCCAGCCCUGCCCUGCCUGCUCUCCGCCCCCCGGUGCCAGAGCAUGAAGCUCCGCCACUGAGUCCAGUAUACCUGAAGGAGCGUCUCCACCCCCAUCGUUCUGCCCGGACACUGAGGUCCAGCGCCGAGGGCCUUCUGGCGGUUCCCUCGCUGCGAGAAGCGAGGUUACAGGAAACCUGGCAGAGGGCCUUCUCGAUAGUGGCACCCGCCUUGUGGAAUGCCCUCCCACCAGAUGUCAAAGAGAAAAACAAGUACCAGACUUUUAGAAGACAUCGGAAGGCAGCCCUGUUUAGGGAAGCUUUUAAUGUUUGAGGGUCUAUUGUAUUUUAAUAUUUUGUUGGAAGCCAGCCAGAGUGGCUGGGAAAACCCAGCCAGAUGGGUGGGGUAUAAAUAAUAUAUUAUUAUUAUUAUUAUUAUUAUUAUUAGAUGCGGGUGGUGCUGUGGGUUAAACCACAGAGCCUAGGACUUGCCGAUCAGAAGGUCGGCGGUUCAAAUCCCCGUGACGGGGUGAGCUCCCGUUGCUUGGUCCCUGCUCCUGCCAACCUAGCAGUUCGAAAGCACGUCAAAGUGCAAGUAGAUCAAUAGGUACCGCUCCGGCGGGAAGGUAAACGCCGUUUCCAUGCGCUGCUCUGGUUCGGCAGAAGUGGCUUAGUCAUGCUGGCCACAUGACCCGGAAGCUGUACGCCGGCUCCCUCGGCCAAUAAAGUGAGUUGAGCGCCGCAACCCCAGAGUCGGUCACGACUGGACCUAAUGGUCAGGGGUCCCUUUACCUUUACCUUACAGGCACGCCAAUUGGGAGGGGGUGGCAGGGACUAGGCUCCCCAAAUUUCUGAAUGAAGGGGACAGGCGCCCUCAAAGUUCUGCACCGGCCAUUUGCCUCAGCAGCUGUACAGCACAGAGUUGGGACUCAGGAUGAGGUCGAAGUGCUUGUAUGGCAAGGCAGGAGGGAGGGAAGACGGAUUGUUUUCUUCCAAGAUCCCACAUGCCAAAAUGAAGUUAGGAAAUGUCUCCCCAUUUUCAUCGGAGAAGAACCUGCCUUGCCUGUUGGCUGUUUCCAUUUCCAAACGACAGCCUGAAACGCUCCCAGGAAGAUGGCAAAUGUUGACUUUGAUGGCAGAUGCUACAGCGAAAGCUAGAAUGAGAGCCACCGGCAUAUGCUACAUUUCCACCAGUAAUAAUUGCCCCCCAGCAAAUGAAUGGAGUGUGUGUGUGGGAAAACAAAGGUUGCAGGCUGCCAUCUGCACAUUGCCGUGAUUUCGUCUUCACCAGCUGCUGGUGGGAGCUUGCCUGCAAUUCUGAAAUGCGGGCGAGAGCUUGGGUGUUGCUGGGGCCUGUCCCCCACUUCCAGUAUGGCCAAAGAGAACAAUUUUGCUCCAUGGGGUUUCAUAUGACACAUAAAAUUAAAUAUAUGGCUGUAUGGUGAAAGAUUGCUGUUGUGAUUAUUAAUAAAUGUUAUAAGGGGUUGCUUUUAAGAGUAGCUUGCAGGAUUAAAGCAUACAACAAAACCCUUUUAAACCAAAGUCAGUGGUAAACAAUAAAGAGGCAGUCGGCCCCACAGUAAAAAUGGAAAGCGUAUUGCUGGUGGUCAACAAAAGAGGUUUAAAGGCUCUCUCAAGGCAAAUCUUUUAAAAAUGUAGUAUAAACACCAACAACUGGGAAACACUGGCCUGUGAGCGCUCCAGUUGGAGAACAGCCUUUGCCAAAGGUGUCGUGGGUUUUGAAGACACUCGAACACAGGACGCAAGGGAGAAAGGUGCUAAGAGGAAGGCAUGCUUGGCAAACCCUCACUGUGAUCAACUCCCGCCCAGAAACCAAUGUCCCCAGUGUGGAAGGAUGUGUGGAUCCAGAACUGGCCUCCACAGUCACUUACGGACUCAUUGUUAAAACCGUGUUUAUGGAAGACAAUCUUACUCGGCUACGAGGGAUCACCAAAGAAGAAGAAAGAAUACAAUUCAGUAAUAAAAUGUUGCCAAUGGCACAUCUGCACCAUAAGUUUAAAGCGCUGUUAUACUGGUUCGCCAGUGGUGACUCUCCACUCCCCACAAAGAAUCCUGGGAACUGUAGUUUGCUAAGGGCAUUGAGAGUUGUUAGGAGACCCCUAUUCAUCCUUACAGAGCUACGGUUCCCAGAGUGGUUUAACAAUCAACCCUUUCCCCCAUGGAUCUCUUGUAGCUUUUAGGAGGGGAACUAGGGUCUCAGCACCCUUACCUAAUCUGGGACACAGGUGGCGCUGUGGUCUAAACCAUAGAGCCUCUCCUAUUGCUCUGUCCCAGAUCCUGCCAACUCCUUCCAUCACAGUGUCCCGUUUGGCCAGAAGUGGUUUAGUCCUUGCUGGCCACAUGACACAGAAAACUGUCUGUGGACAAACGCCGACUCCCUUGGCCUGAAGUGAGACGAGCACUGCACUGAUUGGACUUGACAAUCCAGGGGUCCUUUACCUUAGCUUUUACCUUUACUCAGAUCAGAUCAGGUGAACCCCUUUUGGUACUGUGGAUCCUUCCUCCAUCUGUAAUAAUGAUAAGGCCUGCCAGACCCAAGACGAAAGGCUUUCCAGAGACAAGGGGCCAUGACAAAGAAGGCACUUUCCUAGAACUCAACUAUCUAACUGCUAUCAGAGGUGGGCAGGAGACAGCGCCUGUCGUUGACCUUAACAUGCAGGGGGGCUGAGAUGAGUGCAUAAGAAGGUAAGAUGAACCUACUGCUCUGAGCUCUAGCAAGAAGAAUGCCCAGUGGCCCUGCCAUCGUUCCCCAACCCGGUGCCCUCCAGAUGCAGUUGGACUCCAGUUCCCAUGAUUUCCCAAGUUAACGGGAUUGCAAAUAGAUUUGGGGGUUUUAACAUGAAAAGGACCAUGCUGGUGGGAAUCAAUCUCUGUGUAGCAGCGAUGGGCUUUAAGCUUCCCAGCCAAGCCUCUAUCACUGCACAUUUGCGUAUUUGCGCAUUUGCACGAGGGCCCUUCCAGGCUGCCCUAGCCAUCUGCCUGAAUCCAAGAGAACGAGGGAUGUGGGGCCACAUUUGUCCUCAGGGCUGUCUUUACCGGGGGUGCAAGGGUGCGGGGCACCUGGGCACUGAAUUCUGGGGGGUGCCAAAUGUAUACCUACGGUAUACCGGUCCCUCUGGAUUGGUGGCAGUGAAAAGCAAUGGAGUGAAAGUCCCCUCCUCCAUCGCUCUGUUACUCUGUAGCCCCCCCCCAAAAAAGCUCAAAGCUCAACAACUUUGAGUUUGCCCCUCCUAAAAAAAAAAAGCUCAAUAAAAGUUAAUUUGGGGGCAGCUAAACUAAAGUUUUUGGGACGCGGGUGGUGCUGUGCGUUAAACCACAGAGCCUAGGACUUGCCAAUCAGAAGGUCGGCGGUUCGAAUCCCCGCGACGGGGUGAGCUCCUGUUGCUCGGUCCCUGCUCCUGCCAACCUAGGAGUUCGAAAGCACGUCAAAAGUGUAAGUAGAUAAAUAGGUGCCGCUCCGGCAGGAAGGUAAACGGCAUUUCCGAGCGCUGCUCUGGUUCACAAGAAGCGGCUUAGUCAUGCUGGCCACAUUACCUGGAAGCUGUACACCGGCUCCCUCGGCCAAUAAAGCAAGAUGACCGCUGCAACCCCAGAGUCGACCACAACUGGACCUAAGGGUCAGGGGUCCCCUUUACCCUUAAACUAAAUUUGGGGGCACUGGGCGGAUCUUUGCACCCUGGCGGCGCAUAUGCUAAAGCCAGCCCUGUUUGUCCUGCACCAGAAUCAGAGGCGACCCCCAAACCAGCUAGGGAGACAACUUGCUGUAGCUUUUAGCAGCUCCACAAGCGUUGAAUGUGGCUGUUGUCAAACCGGCAUCUGUUCAGGGCUGCCCAGAAUCGCCUGGUGACUUCCUGUAACAACUUCAUGGUGUGUUCUGGCACCUAUUUUUCUCGGGGGGGGGGGGGGUGGAGAACGCUGCCCAGAACUGCAGUGCUGAAGGGCUAAGGAUGCUUGAUCUCUAUUGCCAUAAAUGGUCCAGCUCUCUCCCCCUUUAGGCUGCAUCUGAAAGCAGAAUAAUGAUGAGGUCUCUGAAUAACCGUUUGGUUAUCCGUGCAGCUCUUUUAAUCUUCUCUCUGAAGUCCGCCCCUCCUGCCUCUUUACCAUUUCCCCCUCCUUCCAGCUCUCUUCGAUUUCUGAUUAAAACAUUUAAAACUGGGCAAAUGGGAAGAAACUUUAACGUAGGUCAGAACUUGACCGUCAAAUAUUUGAAGAGCAUUACUUUUUAAAUCUUGGGGGGCGUGCGUGGAUGUCUGGAGGACGGGAGAGACAUGAGGGAGGGUCUAUUAUUCAUAGCGCCGUUUUUCUUUCAAAGCAACUUUAAUUUGAAAAGAAGUCUCCAUAUUUCACUUUAUUUUAUUUAAAGAAGAAUAAGGGCCUGAUUUCAUGAGGUGCGGUAUGAACUGUGCCGGUUAGAGUCAUGUAUAAUUCAGGCUCUGAAAUUACAAGUUGGAAUCUCUUGUCUUUCAAAUGGUAGAUUUACAUUUCCAGACAGUUACACAGAUGAAGUUGAGGGAGCACCGUCAGGCCCCAGAGACUGGCAUGGCUCCAUUAAAGGCUUCUGGGAAAUCGGGUCUUAUAUUUUAGCGCAUUCUGGAUAUGUCUCCCAGAGGGACGAGAGAGCAGGGGCUGCUUAGCACUUGACGGAUUCCUGCCUCCAACAAGAAGAAAAGAGAUGGAGGCGAAUGCAAAAUCAAACGCCAAGUGGGAUCAAAACCUGAGAGCAACCUCAAUUGCCAGGGAACCAUAGGAACAGAGAAAGCUGUCUUAUACUGAGUCAGACCAUUGGUCUGUCAACCUCAGUAUUGUCUACACUGGCAGGCAGCAGCCCCACAGGGUUUGAGACAGAAGUCACCAUGCCCUCCAACAUUUCUCUGAUGAAAAUAGGAACAUCCUAUUCAACGACAACAACAGCAACAGCAGCAGCAGCAGCAACAACAACAACAACAACAGGGAAUGUCCCAGUCCCUCUAAGUGUCCCUAUUUUCCAGGGACAAUCUCAGAUUUGCAGAAGCUGUCCUGGUUUCUGAUAUGAUCCUGGAAUGUCCUGUUUUUCCUUAGGAUGUCCCUAUUUUCACGGGAGAAAUGUUAGAGGGUAUGGAGUUUUGCGACCCCCAAGCCAAGGAGAUAAGUAACUAUACAACCUACAUGGGGAUGUCUUUUAUGGGGAAGGUUUUUUUAAAAAAAAAAAAUUAAUGUUCUAUUAUGUUUUUAUAUAUGUGGCUGGAAGAAGCCAGUCAUAUGGCUGUUAUGAGAAAACAACAACAACAACAACAACAACAACUGAAUAGGACGUCCCUAUUUUCAUCAGGGGAUGCGGGUGGCACUGUGGAUUAAACCACAGAGCCUAGGACUUGCCGAUCAGAAGGUCGGCGGUUCAAAUCCCCGCAACAGGGUGAGCUCCCGUUGCUCGGUCCCUGCUCCUGCCAACCUAGCAGUUCGAAAGCACGUCAAAGCGCAAGUAGAUAAAUAGGUACCGCUCCAGCGGGAAGGUAAACUGUGUUUCUGUGCACUGCUCUGGUUCACCAGAAGUGGAUUAGUCAUGCUGGCCACAUGACCCGGAAGCUGUACCUCCCUCGGCCAAUAAAGUGAGAUGAGUGCCACAACCCCAGAGUCAGCCACGACUGGACCUAAUGGUCAGGAGUCCCUUUACCUUUAUUUUCAUCAGAGAAAUGUUGGAGGGUAUGAGAGCUGUGUCUUCAGCAUAAUGAAGCUGGCAGAUAUGCCUCUGAGGCGAGGGAAUUCCACAACUGGCGGCUUCAGUAGACAACGGCCUUUUCCCAGGAGUUUCCUCUCAGCACCCAGAGUUCAUUGAGGAAGCCACGAUUGUUUAAAGUGGUAUGCUUGUGCUGUAAAUGUGCAAUGUAGAUGAUGCUUCUUGGGCUCACAGCCUCUCUGUACCCGGGCGCAAGGAAAGCUGGCCCAUUGCCUCUGGGCAGGAAUCUCCUGCUCAAGCAGAAUUCUGUUUCCAACCUGCCCAGCUGAUGAUCCAAGAAACUGAACACAGUCCACCUGCACAUCUGCGGUGGUCUCCCAGAUGUUUGACAAAGGAGCGCAGGAAGCUAUCUCAUACGGAACCCGUUCAUUGGUCCCUGUAGCUCAUUAUUGCCUACGAUAACUUGGCUCUGCAGGGCUUGAGAAAGGCAUCUACUUUGAGAUGCCAAGAACUGAACCUGGGACCUUCUGCAAGCAAAGGAACUUCCUUACUGCUGAGCUACAGCCCAUCCCCCAGCGCUUGCCAUGUUAAUGCAGUUGACAGGAAGAUGACAGUAGGAAAAGCAGGUUCAGUGACCCUUCGACAGUGGGCUGCCCUACAUGCCUGGUGGGCUGCAGUUGGCUCGGCGGGUCAAAAGUUGUAACGCUUAUAGGUAUUUGUUGGGCUUUAAUAGAAUUCUAAUGGGACCCAUCUAUCACGGAAAAAUGCAUUCUCAGUCUAUUACAAGCUAGGCUUGUUCAGCACCUUUUGGAUCACCGUGGACUCUUCGUCUCUCCUGGGUUCUCCCCGCCCCCCUUCCUUGCUCCCCUCCUUUCCAUUGUCCUAAUUCUCCUCUUGAUAAUUUCCUGCCUACGUUGACCUUGAAGCAUCUUCUCUUGUGGGCAAACGCCUUGAUGGAUGGUGCUGUGAUACAUAGAUCAAAAACUCUUUGCCUUCCAUGCUGAGACAACGGGAAAAAAGUAAUUUCCCUCCGCCCGCUGCCACCCGAUCCAUUCUUCCUAUUGCCAGAGGAUGCUCGUCUUUAGAAGACUUUGGGGACAUUUUAAGGCAAUUGACUCUCUUUUCCACAGAACAGAUUAACACACACACACACACACACACACACACACACACAAACACAAACACACACAAAAAGAGGUCUGCAUGACGUAUUUUUUGCAGGUGGGUUGAUUGUGUAGGAAAUUCAUUAGCUCAGUGGUAGCAGGUCUACUUCAAUCCCCAGCAUGUGAAGGAUAUCCGUGAAGGAUAAGACUAUCAAUGGUACUGGUUUUGAUGAUUACAUGUUACCAGGGAUCAUAACUAGGAGUGUGCUAUUUCACUCAUGUCCUUCUUGUGGGUUUCCCACACGUCAUAGUUUGAAUAAAGCUAUAACAGGACAUAUCAGAGCCAGCAUGGUGUAGUGGUUAAGAGCAGUGGACUCGUAAUCUGGUGAACUGGGUUCGCUUCCCCGCACCUCCACAUGCAGCUGUUGGGUGACCUUGGGCUAAUCACACUUCUCUGAAGUCUCUCAGCCCCACUCACCUCACAGAGUGUUUGUUGUGGGGGAGGAAGGGAAAGGAGAAUGUUAGCUGUUUUGAGACUCCUUAAGGGGAGUGAAAGGCAGGAUAUCAAGUCCAAACUACUACUCCUCCUCCUCCUCCUCCUCCUCCUCCUCCUCCUCCUCCUCUUUGUCAUCUUCUUGUUGUUGUUGUUGUUUAGUCAUUUAGUCGUUUAGUCCUGUCCGACUCUUCAUGACCCCAUGGACCAGAGCACCCCAUGGACAAGAGCUGCUGCACCACACUGUUGACUCAUGUUCAGCUUGUGAUUCACUAAAAUCCCCAAAAUCCUUUUCACAUGUACAACUGGCAAGCCAUGUUUUUCCCAUGUUAUAUUUGUGCAGCUGAUUAUCCUUGCCUAAGUGCAGAACCUGACAUUUAUCCCUACUGAAAUUCGUUUUGUUAGUUUAGGCCCAUUUCUCCAAUCUGUUAAGGUCAUCUUGAAUCCCGUUUUUGCCUUCUUCUUUCUGUCCAAAAACUGAGAACCGAUAACACCCAUAACAAGCUGUAAUAUUAUAAGGGGAACAGGGUACGCAUGAAAACAUGAGUAUAUUCGCGGUGUCUUCAGACUCAUUUGGCAAAGUCAUAGGUGCAUGACAAAAGAGAGCCAGUGUGGUGUAGUGGUUAAGAGCAGUGGACUCGUAAUCUGGUGAACCAGGUUUGCUUCCCCGCUCCUCCACAUGCAGCUGCUGGGUGACCUUGGGCCAGUCACACUUCUCUGAAGUCUCUCAGCCUCACUCACCUUACAGAGUGUUUGUUGUGGGGGAGGAAGGGAAAGGAGAUUGUUAGCAGCUUUGAGACUCCUUAAGCGGAGUGAAAGGCGGGAUAUCAAAUCCAAACUACUCUUCUUCUUCUUCAACUGUGGCCAGAGAACAUAAUAGCUGCUUGAAGGAGAAGCAAGGAGGCUGUAGCUAAAUGGAAGAACAUUUGCAUGCAGAAGGUUCCAAGUUCAAUGCCUGGCAUCUCGAGUUGGGCUGGGAGAGAUUCCCUGAGAGAUUCAGAGAGCUUCUGGUCAGAGUAGACAAUGCUGAGCUAGAUGAACCAGCCAUCUGACUCAUUAUAAGGCAGCUUCCUAUGUUCCUAUAUGCUCCUAUCAAUUCUUGUAGAGCAAGAAUCAGCAAUGAAUUCACUUAAACAUUUACAUACCUCAGUGUUAUGCUUCCUUCUUUGCAUUGCGCUUUACUGCUGUGACCUUUCAGAGUUUGAUUUUUCUCCUGCUAUUGGCUUUAUACCAUUCAUAUUUCAUGCAGAAGGCAAAACGUAGCAGAGCUUCCAGGCGUUUUCUAUAUCCCCGAGGUGCUGGCUUUCAUUACAGCUUAGCAUGGAAAGGCAGAUCAGGCUCACAUGAUGUGCUCUUCCCCGAAACCCUCUGCUUGCUCUAGAAACCUCUCCGAUCCUGAUGAGCUGGGAGGCUGAUGUAACCUCUUUGGGUAAAGUAGGAGAAGUGAAACAAUUGAAUAAACAGUAAUUCAUUAUUGAUGAAACCCCAUGUUGGAAAGUCGUAGGCAGUGGGGGAUGAGGUCAAAGCAGAACAAAGGAUUUAAUCACUAAGUGGGAUGUGUUGGAAACAAAGUCAAAGGAAUGGGAGUAAGCAAUGAGAUGCACAAGGCCAACGAGAGACCUUGGAAAACUGCUAUCUAAGGAUGUGUCCUUGGGGACAUGUUGAAAGGGUUCAGAAGGGUAUUUCAUAUGCUUCUGGACCUAUGCUUUGUUGUUGUUAUUGUUGUUUAGUCAUUUAGUCGUGUCCGACUCUUCGUGACCCCAUGGACCAGAGCACGCCAGGCACUCCUGUCUUCCACUGCCUCCCGUAGUUUGGUCAAACUCAUGCUGGUAGCUCCGAGAACACUGUCCAACCAUCUCGUCCUCUGUCGUCCCCCUCUCCUUGUGCCCUCCAUCUUUCCCAACUUCAGGGUCUUUUCCAGGGAGUCUUCUCUUCUCAUGAGGUGACCAAAGUAUUGGAGCCUCAGCUUCAGAAUCUGUCCUUCCAGUGAGCACUCAGGGCUGAUUUCCUUCAGAAUGGACAUGUUUGAUCUUCUUGCAGUCCAUGGGACUCUCAAGAGUCUCCUCCAGCACCAUAAUUCAAAAGCAUCAAUUCUUCGGAAAUCAGCCUUCUUUAUGGUCCAGCUCUCACUUCCAUACAUCACUACUGGGAAAACCAUAGCUUUAACUAUACGAACCUUUGUUGGCAAAGUGAUGUCUCUGUUUUUUAAGAUGCUGUCUAGGUUUGUCAUUGCUUUUCUGCCAAGAAGCAGGCGUCUUUUAAUUUCAUGGCUGCUGUCACCAUCUGCAGUGAUCACGGAGCCCAAGAAAGUAAAAUCUCUCACUGCCUCCAUUUCUUCCCCUUCUAUUUGCCAGGGGGUGAUGGGCCCAGUGGCCAAGAUCUUCGUUUUUUUGAUGUUGAGCUUCAAACCAUAUUUUGCGCUCUCCUCUUUCACCCUCAUUAAAAGGUUCUUUAAUUCUGCCUAUGUUACAACCCUAGAAAGCUGUAGAGCAGCCUUUCUCAACCUGUGGGUCCCCAGAUGUUGUUGAACUACAACUCCCAUCACCCCUAGCUAGCAAGGCCAGAGCUCAGGGAUGAUGGGAGUUGUAGUCCAACAACAUCUGGGGACCCACAGGCUGAGAACCGCUGCUGUAGAGAAAUGCAAAGGACCCCUGAGCACAAGGGGAAUCUGGGAGGCAAGCAGGUACAACCAGCAGUCUAAUAUCCCAUUUCGUUGCCUUUCCAUUCUGAGAGUGUAAGAAAGGACUUCUUAUAUUCUCAGAGAUGGAUAUAAGUGACGUGCUAAUUAAAAAUUUCCUAAAAUGCUACUCAAGGCCAGUGAAAUCUCAGUGAUGCCCACAAAAUCCUGGUUUCUGUCUUACUCCAUUCAGAGACUUUGGCGUCCAUUUCGUAUGGACUCGAUUAUUAGAUUCCUAGGCAGAGAUUUAAGGUAGCUGGGUUAAAUUUCCGUUACCCUAGUCCUGAGCCCAUGGGAUACAGUCAGCUAUAAAUAAUCUGAUCGAAUUAAUAAAUGGAAGGAUCCAGUUGCUUAUUACCUUUUCAAGGACAUAGGAAGUUAUAAAUGUCAGCAGCCAGGGUUCAUAUUUCUGGGGCAAUGAUGAAUUUUUAAUCCUUUGUCCAAUGCUUAAUGUAUUUUGGUACUUAACUUUCCUACGUGUCAUACAGUGGGCAAACAAUUACAUUGAAGGAUAUUUGGUUUAAGCUUGCUGAUAAAAGGAAGGUAAACGGAGUUUCCGCUUUGGGUCUUUGAAGCUGGGCAGGCUUCCGGCUUUUGAUUUUUGAUUUUUGAAGAGUUUCUUCAUAGAGUUCAGGACACUUUCAGCUAGAGAAAGUGGGUAUCUGAGCAUUGUGCCACAUCUGACAGCACAUACAUAGAAAAGCAUGGGGGAAAUCAUAAGAGAUAUCUUUCCCCUGAAGACCCACCAAACCUGGAUCUGGGUAUCUUCCAAAAAGUGCAAGACAUUCUGCUUCUCAUUGGCUUUUGGUGGCCCCAGAUAUAGCGUGAUGAUGUGAGAUGAAGGUGAUUUAAUCAAUGCACUUGGAACUUGAUGAUUUUAGGUUAUUGUUACCUGGGCAUUUGGGAUGUGAUAAAUCAAAGAAGUAAAUAAUGAAACACCACUAGCAUGACAAAAAAAAAAAACAUGCUGGAUGUUGCUCACAAAAGCAACUACUCUAUUUCGAACUUAAAAAUGGAAAGCGUAAUGCUGGUGGUCAGCAAAAGAGGUUUAAAGACUGUCUCAAGGGAAAUCUUAAAAAAUGUAGCAUAAACACUGACAACUGGGAAACACUGGCCUGUGAGCGCUCCAGUUGGAGAACAGCCUUUACCAAAGGUGUCGUGGGCUUUGAAGACGCUCGAACUCAGGACGCAAGGGAGAAACGUGCUAAGAGGAAGGCAUGCUUGGCAAACCCUCACUGUGAUCAACUCCUGCCCAGAAACCAAUAUCCCCACUAUGGAAGGAAGAGUGGAUCCAGAAUUGGCCUCCACAGUCACUUACGGACUCAUUGUUAAAACUGUGUUUACGGAAGAUAAUCUUACUUGGCAAGAAGAAGAAGAAGAAGAAGAAGAAGAAGAAGAAGAAGAAGAAGAAGAAGAAGAAGAAGACUGUGUGCAGGUCAUUGUUUCAGCACCAUGACCAGACCUGCAUACCUCUAAAAGCUUUCACCUCCACUAUCUCAAAGGGCAUCCAUGCACCAGGAACAGUCUGGGGUUGUAUUUUCCCUUGGCUUUUCAGCAUCUUCUUUGCCCCAGGCUCCUAUGCCUUAGCCCACUACAGUGGUACCUCGGGUUACAGACGCUUCAGGUUACAGACUCCGCUAACCCAGAAAUAGUACCUCGGGUUAAGAACUUUGCUUCAGGAUGAGAACAGAAAUCAUGCAGCGGCGGCACAGUGGCAGUGGGAGGCCCCAUUAGCUAAAGUGGUACCUCAUGUUAAGAACAGUUUCAGGUUAAGAACGGACCUCCAGAAUGAAUUAAGUUCUUAACCCAAGGUACCACUGUAGUGUCCUAGAUGGUGUGCUGUUGUUUUUUCAUCAAAUCUUUUUUAUUAAGUUUUACAUUACCAAUUAAAAUUCAAACAUUAAACAUCAACAUCAACGUUUAGGAUUCCAUGAAUCCUUUGACUCCCUCCACCUUUCCAUGGUUACCAGUAUCAAUCUUUUUUCAACUGCUUCUCUUAUUUUCUCUUUUUUUAAAAAAAAAUAAAUCCAGUUUUACCAUAGUCUUUAACACAUUACAAGCAUUACGCAAAUCCUGCCGAAGUUUUUACUUGUUUAAAGUGUUUUCUUAAAUACAUUGUAGAUCUUUCCCAUUCCAUCUUAAAGUUCUUCUCUUCCUGGCUUCUGAUUUUCCCUGUCAAUUUCGCCAUUUUUGCAUAGUCUGUUUGUCUUUGGUCGGGACUUUAUUUUCUCUCCAUCUCUGGGCCAGUAGUAUCCGCACUGCUGUCAUUGCAUACAUAAAUAAUCGUUUCUGCUUCUUUUACAUGGUGGGUUUUGCCAUGGUCACCCCUUGAGAUGAAUGGACACACCCUGUUUUUCUUUCCUCCUCACGAGUCACGUUGCUUUUUGUGUGUGUGAAAAACCUCUUACUAAAAUUGCACAAUGAUGUGUUUGCAUUGAAACCAGAAAAGCACAGUUGCUGUAGAUUUCCGAAAGGUUGCGUUGACCAUCUGGAAAGUGCUGGGUCCUCUUCUUGUUCCAGCCGCUGAAGGGUUUGAAGACCAUCUGGAAACUGCUGCAUCCUCUUCUUGUACAGGGGAUUAAAGACUUUGCUUCAGCUGCAUAUUUAUUUAGGCAGAAUCCCUCAUUUAGGACAGAAUAGGUAGUCAAGCAGGAAGAGGCUGCCUCUGAGCAGCUUAGCAGACACCUGAGCAAUGAAUGUCUGACACUGCAGUCAUGCCAGUCACAGCAGCUUUUAUAGGACCAGGUGGAACCCCAUUUGGCCAUUGAUGUCACCUGAUCUCUGUCAACUUGAUAGCUGCAAUGCCAUCCAUUGGCUGUGUGUGUGUGUGUGUGUGUGUGUGUGUGAGAGAGAGAGAGAGAGAGAGAGAGAGAGAGAGAGAGGUAGCAUUUUCUUCCUCCUGGAUGCAGCUACAGCUGUGGGGUGAGUUAGGUGCUGAGGCCCUGCCACUGGAACCCCCUGUACAAAUACUGUAUUGGCCCGAAUAUAAGCCGCACCUUUAAAAUUCGGGGGGGAGGGGAGAGUCUGCGACCAGAAGGAGGAGGAGUACCAAGAGGAAUGGAAGAAAUUUAAAGACUAUUUAGCUAAAUAUGUUAAGAUAACUUAAAUAGAAUUACUUGCGAGCACCAGAUUGGCCUAGGAUUUAAAUAAGUGAUGUUGUAGAAUACUAUGGUUUAAAAAAAAAUGAAAAGAAAGAAAGAUGUUAAUUGACUAAGUAAAUUUUAUGUGAAAAUAGUUUUGGAAAACUGCUAUAAUGAUUUAUAUGGAAAUUCAGCCGUGGGAUUCGAGGAAGUCACACAAUAAUGUUAACAAAAGUGGAAUUAUUACAGUUAGGAUUAAUGUUUGUUUGUUUGCUUGUUUGUUUUUUGGAUUUUUUUUUAUUUGUCUGUUAUAAGUUUGGAAAAUUAAUUUUAAAAAUUGAAGAAGAAAAAAUGGGGGGGGGCAAUACCUGAAUAUAAGACGCUCCCUUAAAAUUGGUGGUGACCAUGUGGUCCGAGCAAAAAAUUGUGGCCCUACAGGACCCACACAGUGCACUGGGAAAUGAUGGGGGGGCUGCCGAAGAGGCCCCAACACUCCCCCGAAGCACCAGCCCUACACGGUGCAGCUGGGGGGAGAUUUGCAUAGGGUGGUGGCAGAGUCCAUGGCCUCCCUGGGCAACCACAACCCCCGCUCACUAGGGCUGCAGCAGGAGUUAAAAGCUUAGGCGCAGCAGGCAGCACGCUGUUGCCCCGCACUCCUGGGCUGCUCUCAGGGGUGGGGGAGCUGCGCCGCUUCCCCCCUUCGUUCUGAUGGCUCAGGGGAGGCUUGGGAUCGGUGGGCUGGACGGGCACCAUUAUCUCACACCCUCAACAGCCCUCGUGGUGGCAUCCAGGGCUGUUUCAGCAGUGAUAUUGUAAGGCCGCGAAUAUAAGCCGCACUUUAACUUUUCAUGGUCGGAAUUUGGAAAAAAGGUGUGGCUUAUAUUCGGGCCAAUACGGUAUGCCCCCACGCCAGUGCUGCUUUCUUGGUUUUAUGGUCUGUUUGAAAUUUGUAUAGGACACAUCUGCCAAUGGCUUGGUCUCCCUACAGGCUUUUUGGCAGCAGGUGAAAGUAUCUCCACGACUUUCUUGAAAUGCUUACAUAGGAGACAUAAGGUAGAGGCUUUUCAAUGCCUUUCCAUGAGUCUGCACAAUGUUGCUUGGUGCAAGGAGGAUCUCAAACUAGGAUCCCUGGCUCCUCCAGAUCUGCCAGGCACCUCAUUUUUAAGGUUAUUGUAGGCCUUAAUUAUUUGUUUUCCACUGUGAACUCAAUCCACUUUAACGAGGAAUUAGGACCAAACAAUUACUCACACCGCAGGAAGGCAGAAUGAUGUAUGAGGGGACUCUGGAAAGUGGAGUCAUUCAUUUUUAAUACAAGAGAAACAUACAUCACACCGCUGAACAAAAGGCAGGAUAAUGAGGUUUCCGUGGGAGGGAUUAUGGAAUGCAUUUGGGUUUGGCAGGUCUCUUCUGAAAGCUCCGCUCUGAAGAGGUUGAGUAAUGUUUUACAUUGUUUUGCCAAAAAAAAAAAAAAAGCUGCCUCACCAACUCUGAAUCUCCUGAGCAUCUUAUUAAGAGUUGCAAGGAUGACGGAAUGCUCACUUUAUUCUCCUUGGUCUGAUGGACACCAGGAAGUUCAAGCCAACAAUACAUGCGGGUGAAGGCACCCAUUCUUUGGAAAGGAUGGAAUUUGCUUUUGCGCCUGACAGAAGGAGCAAAAUGGAUUCUAUUGAACGAUGGCAGGUGAUUGUAGGGUUCAGGAAGGGACAAUGGCAUUAGGCAGGAAUUCAGCAUCCUGGGUAUGUCAACAUCUUAUUCUUUUACAAAGCAAGUUCUUCAAAAUAUAAGCUUGAAAGCUUGGGCAGUGUCUGCAAACAUUCAGAAGGUGGCUCACUGAGAAGGCUAGUCGAAACCAGGAUAAAUUAUGGAGGAACCACGACUCAGUGACUAAGUCUGAGUUUUGCCUUGCAGAAGGUCCCAGGCUCAACUCCUGAAAUCUCCAACUCAAAGGAUUUAGGAAAUGUAGGAAACUGUCUUAUAUCAAGUCAGACCAUUGGUCCAUCUGGGUCUGUAUUGUCUACGCAGACAGUCAGUAGCUCUCCAGGGUUUCAGUCAAUGGAUAUUCCCAGCCUUAGUGAAGAUGUCUGGGACUGAAGUUGAGACCCUCUGCAUGCAAGACAGAUGCUGAGCUUUCCCAUGGACCUACGGUUCUUCUCCCAAAGUACCAGCUGAUGAGAAAGUUGGCCUGGUAGGCUGCUGCGAGAGUUAACAGUUCCGAACUAGAUGAACAAACCAUCUGUCCUGAUAUAAGAGCACUUCUUAGGUGUCUAUGUAAAAUCUAUAGGGUUGCAUCCAAUAUUGUUGUUGUUGUUUAGUCGUUUAGUUGUGUCCGACUCUUCAUGACCCCAUGGACCAGAGCACGCCGGGCACUCCUGUCAUCCACUGCCUCCCGCAGUUUAGUCAAACUCAUGCUGGUAGCUUCGAGAACACUAUGCAACCAUCUCGUCCUCUGUCGUCCUCUUCUCCUUGUGCCCCCCAUCUUUCCCAACAUCAGGGUCUUUUCCAGGGAGUCUUUGUUUCUCAUGAGGUGGCCAAAGUAUUGGAGUCUCAGCUUCAUGAUCUGUCCUUCUAGUGAGCACUCAGGGCUGAUUUCCUUAAGAAUGGACAUGUUUGAUCUUCUUGCAGUCCAUGGGACUCUCAAGAGUCUCCUCCAGUACCAUAAUUCAAAAGCAUCAAUUCUUUGGCGAUCAGCCUUCUUCAUGGUUCGGCUUUCACUUCCAUACAUCACUACUGGGAAAACCAUAGCUUUAACUAUACAGACCUUUGUUGGCAAGGUGAUGUCUCUGCUUUUUAAGAUGCUGUCUAGGUUUGUCAUUGCUUUUCUCCCAAGAAGCAGGCGUCUUUUAAUUUCUCAACUGCUGUCACCAUCUGCAGUGAUCAUGGAGCCCAAGAAAGUAAAAUCUCUCACUGCCUCCAUUUCUUCCCCUUCUAUUUGCCAGGAGGUGAUGGGACCAGUGGCCAUGAUCUUAGUUUUUUUGAUGUUGAGCUUCAAACCAUAUUUUGCACUCUCCCCUUUCACCCUCAUUAAAAGGUUCAUCCAAUAUUCAUCCAAUAUUAGUCUUACUUAGAUUGACCCAUUCAGAUUUAUGAGCUUGACUAACUUUGGUCUGGUAGUUUUGAUGUAUAUACUCUGAGUAUAACUUAGUUUGAUACAACCCACACAAUGCAUUGUAAAUUGUGCAAAAUAAGAGCAAAUGUACAAUUUCCCCCAUUUAUAUGAGCUGUAGAAUUCAGAACAUUGAUUGCAUUGAUCCUUCCUUCCUCCUUCCACAUUAACUUCAAAAAAAGGGGGGGACCCAGGUAACUACCAGCUGGUGAGCGUGACAUUGAUACCAGGAAAGGUCUUAAAACAGAUAACUCAACAGUUGGUCUGUGAGCUCUUAGAUCCAGCAUGAGUUUCUCAAAAACAAGCAAUUCCAGAUGAAUCUCAUGUCUUUCUUUCGAUGGAAUUAAAAGCUUGGUGGAUGAAGGGAAUACAUAGUGUAUCUUGAUUUCAGUAAGGCAAAGUCUUACUGAAAAAGUCCCCCAUGAUCUUCUUGCAAGGAAACUGGUAAAAUGGGGGUUGAACAAGGUAACUGUUAGGUGGAUUUGUAGCUGGUUGACUGACCGAACCCAAAGAGUACUCAUUAACAGUUCUUCAACAUCCUGGAAAAGAAGUGACAAGUUGGGUGCCACAGGGUUCUGUCCUGGGCUUGUUGUUGUUCAACAUCAUCAUCAUCAUCAUAUAUUUGUACCCUGCCCAUCUGGCUGGGUUUCCCCAGCCACUCUGGGCAGCUUCUAACAAAGACCAAAAAUACACUAAAAUGUCACACAUUAAAAACUUCCCUGAACAAGGCUGCAUUCAGAUGUCUUCUGAAUGUCAGGUAGCUGUUUAUCUCUUUGACAUCUGAUGGGAGGGCAUUCCACAAGGUGGGUGCCACUACCGAGAAGGCCCUCUGCCUGGUUCCCUGUAACUUGGCUUCUCGCAAUGAGGGAACCGCCAGAAGGCCCUUGGCGCUGGACCUCAGCGUCUGGGCAGAACAAUGAGGCUGCAGGUGCUCCUUCAGGUAUACUGGGCCGAGGCCAUUUAUAAAUGUCUUUGGAGGAAGGAAUUGAAGGGAUGCUCAUCAAAUUUGCAGAUGGCACCAAACCGGGAGGGGUAGCUAAUGCAGAAUCAGAAUUCAAAACGGCUUCAAGUUACAAGAAAGGAGAUUCCGACAAAACAUCAGGAAUAUCUUUCUGACAGUAAGAGCUGUUCAACAGUGGAACAGUUUCCCUUGGGGAGUUGUGGGCUCUCCUUCCUUGGAGGUUUUUAAGCAGUGGAUGGCCAUCUGUCAUGGAUUCUUCAGCUGAGAUUCCUGCAUUGCAGGGGGUUGGACUAGAUGAGCCUUGGGUUCCCUUCCAACUCAACCAUCCUACGAUUCUAUGUUGUACGACACGGGUAAGUAGAAGGUGGAUCAGAAUCUGCUGGCUGAUCUCUGGGUGAUCUGUAGCAGACUGGCAAAGGUUUCUAUUGUCAGGAGACAAUGAAGGAGAGCACCCUUGGGGUGAAGUCAGAUUGCUGGAGAAUUACAGUGCCUGCUGUGAUUGUAGAGACCAAUACGGGAGAGACAUGUUUUAUUGCAGCUGGGGCAGAUGAAGGCAUCCGGUUGAGCUGAUGCACCAUGGCGUUUCUUCUUUCUGCGCUCCUCCCAGUUGUCUAACAAUAGUGAUAACUAGUUAGCCAAAGGAGCCCCAAAGCAAAAUGUUAAAAUAAAAAAUAAGUUAUAGUCAAAGCUUUUCUCCCUCUCGUGUUAUUCUGGAGCUCAGGGCUACCCAGUGAAGCUGAAUGUAGAAAGAUUCAUGACAGACUAAAAGAAUAAAUUCUUAACACCACAAAUACUCUCAAGUUCAGACCCUCAAGAUGUAGUGAGGGCCACCAACCUUAAUAGCUUUAAAAGAUUAAUAAUAUAAUAAUAAUUUAUUAUUUAUACCCCGCCCAUCUGGCUGGGUUUCCCCAGCCACUCUGGGCGGCUUCCAACUGAAUAUUAAAAACAAUACAGCAUCAGACAUUAAAAACUUCCCUAAAAAGUUCCCCUUCAGUUGUCUUUUAAAAAUAAAAUAGUUGUUUGUUGCCUUGACAUCUGCUGGGAGGGCGUUCCACAGGGCAGGCGCCACUACUGAGAAGGGCCUCCGCCUGGUUUCCUGUAACCUCACUUCUCGCGGCGAGGGAACCACCAGAAGGCCCUCAGCGCUGGACCUCAGUGUCUGGGCAGAACAAUGGAGGUGAAGAUGCUCCUUCAGGUAUACUGGACCGAGGCCGUUUAGGGCUUUAAAGGUCAGCACUAACACUUUGAAUUGUGCUCAGAAACGUACUGAGAGCCAAUGUAGGUCUUUCAGGACCGCCGUUAUACGGUAUCAGCGGCCACUCCCAGUCACCAGUCUAGCUGCCGCAUUCUGGAUUAACUGCAGUUUCUGAGUCACCUUCAAAGGUAGCCCCACAUAGAGCGGAUUAGACAAAUCCCUGGGCCAUAUUGUUAUCAAUGACUUCUAGCCAUGAUGGUUAUAUUCUACCUCCACUGUCUCAGGCAGCACGUUUCUGAAUAUCAGUUGCUGGAAACUGAAGGAGGGGCGAGUGUGUGUUUGCACUCAGAUUUUGCUUGUGAGCUUUGCACAAGCAUCUGGUUGGUCACUGUGACAACAGGAUGCUGGGUACAUUAUUGGCCUGAUCCAGCCAGACUCUCUAUAAAAAUAGUUCCACUCUUUCUAUAUAGUUUUGACUGUUGUUUGUUCUAUGCGUACAGCGCGUAUAUUCCUUUAUGUAAGCACUAGUCUUGGAGCAAAUAUUAUGAUUAUGAAUCCUUUUAUCUUUUCUUCUUCCAGCUGGUGGGCUUCGUCUAUGCCUGUUACGUUGUCAGUGUUUUUACAGAAGAAGAAGACAGCUGUAAGUAUUCGCCGCAGGACAGAUCCCUGGCCGUGGGUCUUAAUCUGAUGCCCUUCCUCUUAGAAUGGAAUUUAUUUUAUUUAUUUAUUGCAUAUAUAUAUAUCUCACCAGGGAGCUUGAGGUGGCCUACAAAGUUCUCUGCCUCGCCGUUUUAUCCUCACAACAACCCUGUGAAGUAGAUUAGGCUGUGAAUGAAUGCCUGGCCCAAGGUCGUGUGACGAGCUUCUUGGCUGAGCAGGGAUUUGAAUCCUCAUCUCCCAUGUUUCAAGUCUCUAGCUACCGUCUAUCCUCCCUGAACAGUGCUCUAUGUACACUUUUGAGUUAAGGUCGUUCAUGUUUGCUGUGAUUUUUUAUAUAUGCAGUUUAAGCGCAAUGCUUUAAAAAGCAACAAAAAAUAUUAAACGGUGACCUUUCACUCCAGCUUCAAGAGGCAGCAUUUUGCCAGUUAAACUGUAAGUUAUCUCCCACUUCUUUCUAUAACUGCAAACAAGGCAACUGAUUCUACAGAGGCUUUGGUUAUAUGCAAAUGUGUUUACUUGAUCAAAAAGGCAGGUGAUUAGUCAAUGAAAAAUUCUUUUUUUAUAAUUUUUUUAACGGUUUUGCAUAAUUUUAUACAAUUUAACUGUAACCAUUUCAAAGCAUUAAAAUGAAAAGUUUCUUUCAAACCUUUGGACUUCCAUCCUUUCCUCCAUGGGUUCAAUUUCCUAAGAAAAUAUAUAUAUAUUUUCUGCAUCUUUUACCCUUAUCUAUCUGUUAUAUAUUCAGUUUCCAAAGUUCAUUUCACACUACAAGUGUCAUUGUAUCCCUGCCAAUGAUCUUAACUGUUUACAGUGGUCUUUUAAGUAUGUUUAAAAAAUUAUUACAGUCUUUUAGAAAUAAUUGAUCUUCCUGGUUUCUGAUCUUUCCUGUCAGUCUCGCCAUCUCUGCAUAUUCCAUUUACUUGGUCUGCCAUUCUUCUCUGGUCAGCACUUCUCCCUCCUUCCAUCUCUGGGCCAUAGCUGUCAGCUUUCAGAUUUGAAAAUAAGGGAUCAGCAGCCUCACCUGUCCCGGGGACAGUCUAUGGGAUAUCUAACAAUCCGGGAUAGCAGCGGGAAGCAGCAGGAAAUGGCGCUGGAAUAAGGGAAUUUCCCGCCAAAAAAGGGAAGGUUGACAGCUAUGCUCUGGGCUAAUGUCAGGCUGCCAAGCAAGGCUUACCUUCCCACUCUCUGUAAAUAACAGCACAAAGUGAAAGCAGUCUUUUGGCAGCAACAGAGAGGUUUAUUGAACACAGCACAAACCAUUCAGCGUCCGUUCUCAUCGUGCAGGUGCUCCCAGUUGAGUUCGUCCCACUUCCCUCUAGUUACUUCCUGAGGGGAUGUUUAGGGAUGCAGGGGAGGAUAUAUUGUCUAAGAUAUCCUAUCCCAACUUUACAAGUUCAACAAAAUCAGCAGAGUUAACAUUCCCCUUUUUUAAACACAUGCACAGCAGAUAGCUUGCUCAGACUUUUCAGAGUCUCUGUAAAUAUUUCCUGGUAUUUCCCCCGUUUAAUCCCUCCUAAAAUAAGACGCUACACAGUCUUCUGUAAAGUAUAAAAUGUUUACUCACAAGUAAUCAUCUGUUCACACAAAGGUUCCCAGAAGGCAGACUUGAAAGGUUAGAACAUAGUUUAUAUGUGGUGACUAUCUCCUUACGGGAGAAAGACUCCCUUUUCUUCUCUUGGCCUGGAGCCAAGGGUGCAUCUUAGUAGUGCUGUGGUUAAGAUGGUAUCGAUAGAGACAAGAGGGACAAGAUGGUCGCCAGCCUGUGGUUCUUUCUACUUCAGGAGAGGCCAUGCCCAUCUCAAGUUACACAUAGGAAGUUUCGUCUCAGUCCUGGGAAGCAGGAAGUUCCGGCUGGAGGACUGAGACAACCUUCAUGUCUACUCUAGCAAUAUUGUGCUUGACUGCACCUGAUUCUUACAUCCCACACUUCCGUCUUCCCGUCUCCUCACCACGUGAUUCCUCCACCACUGAGCCUUCUGAGAGGCUACCGUAUCCAGACUCCUGGCUCUAGGACUCAUGCACUGCACACUUUCUAGUGAGGGAGAUCCAACCAGCUCUCUCUCUUCCCGUUCCUCUCCCUUUGAUUGCUCUUCCCCCAGCUAUCAGUUUCCGAACUGUGUCCUUCCUCGAACCAUUGCUCUAGGUCGAUACUAUCCUCCUGCUCCAGAGGAGCUUCAGGAUCAGGCCCUUGUUCAGAGGGAGAGGGGGGCUCUUACCAUUUUUCCUCAGAGCAAUACCUUCAGUCUGGUUCCUGACAGCUAGAAGCAUUCUCGCUGCCGUCAUUGCGUACAUGAAUAGUCUCUUGUCUUCUUAAUAAUAAUAAUAAUAAUAAUAAAUUUUAUUUAUACCCCACCCUCCCCAGCCAGAGCCAGGCUCAGGGUGGCUAACACCAAUAAAAGCACAGUAAAAACAUUAUUGGGGGGUGGGAACCCAAUUUAAAAUACAAGUUAAAAUGCAAUUUAAAAUGCAGCCUCAUUUUAAAAGCAGCCGAUAGAUCAAGACCAUAAAGGGAGGGAAACAUAAGGGUCAGACUGAGUCCAAACCAAAGGCCAGGCGGAACAGCUCUGUCUUGCAGGCCCUGCGGAAAGAUGUCAAGUCCCGCAGGGCCCUAAUCUCUUGUGAUAGAGCGUUCCACCAAGUCGGGGCCAGUACUGAAAAGGCCCUGGCUCUAAUUGAGACCAAUCUAACCACCCUGCGACCUGGGACCUCCAAAAUGUUGUCAUUUGUGGACCUUAAUGUCCUCCACGGGGCAUACUAGGAGAGGCGGUCCCGUAGGUACGUGGGUCCUAGGCCGCAUAGGGCUUUAAAGGUCUAAACCUUCUUUUGGUAUCUCUUCACCUAUUAUACCUAACAAAAAAGCUUCUGGUUUUUCAACAAAGGUUUUCUUAAACAUUUUCUUUAACCCAUUAUAUAUCAUUUCCCAGAAGACUUUUACCACUCCACAAGACCACCAGUCAAUGACGAAUUCUUUAGUCAGAUGGCAACCCUAACAAGCUGAUUUCUCAGUGUGGCAACAUUUGGCUACUUAUUCUGGCUCUGCAAAUCUACCUCAAGGUUUGCUCUGUUGGGGGCUUCCAAUGAGCUCAUGCAGUGACAUCUAUUACAUUUACUUUGGGGCUCAGUGUAUUCUUUAUAAAAAAAAUAAUUAUAUUGCUAUUCAUAAAAAACAUGAGAGAGGUUAACAACAAUUGUACAUCAAACCAUGCAAUAAAAGCCACGUGAAAAGUUGAAACCAGAAAUCGGCUAACCAUUAAAAUCUGUUCUUAAUUGCUUGCAUAAUGCUGGCAGAAUAGAAAAGUUUGAGGCAGGUACCGUAUUUUUCGCCCUAUAGGACACACUUUUUCCCCUCCCAAAAUGAAGGGGAAAUGUGUGUGCGUCCUAUGGGGCGAAUGCAGGCUUUCGCUGAAGCUUGGAGAGCAAGAGGGGUCGGUACGCACCGACCCCUCUCUCUCUCCAGGUUUCAGGAAGCUAUCCGUAAGCCUGGGGAGCCCACGGGAGUUCCCACAGGGCUCCCUAGGCUGCGGAUAGCAGCCUGCUUGCCCGGAACGUGGGGUGCACUGAAGCAGAGCGCCCCGCGCUUCGGGAAGCUAUCCGCAGCCUAGGGAGCCCUGUGGGAGUUCCCGCAACUGGGGGGGUGGAAUAAUGUUUUUUCCUUUAUCCCCCCCCCCCAAAAAACCUAGGUGCAUCCUAUGGGCCGGUGCGUCCUAUAGGGCGAAAAAUACGGUAUUUAAAAGUUGGGACAGAGGGUGCCUGUUGAAAACCAGCUAGCAGAGUAUUCCACAAUACAGGGAUGGUGGCAGUAAGUCUUGGUUUCUUGUUAUUGUCAAAUGAGCCUCACCGACUCGAGGAAUGACCAGUGAUGCUCUUGCAGAUGAUCUCAGGGAUUGACUUGGGAUAAAAGGGUUCAGAGGGAUCUGCAAAGGCUUGAUUUCCACACCAUAUGGAACGAACCUCCUGAGGAGAUGAGUGCAGUGAUCAAUUGUGUAUAAAAGAGAUGAGAUUAUAAGAAAGCAGGCAAUUAAGAAUACAUCCUUCCACCAUGGUUAAUCAAUGUCUGCUUUCAACUUUUUGUGGUUUUUCUUGUACGGAUUUAUGUUUCGUUGCUGUAAACCGCUUUGAUAUAUUUUUAUGAGUCUAUAAAUAUUCAUAUAAAUUAACAGAGCGCAGUUCUGGUGCACCUCUCAGGUGGGUGCCAUUGCAGGCUGGCAACCCCCCCACCUUCUUGCUUUUAUGUACUUGCCUUUACGUAGAUUUUGAGAAGCCCAAAAUGAACAUUUCAAGUCAAAAUGGAAGCUGGCCACCGUGUGCAAGUCUACACUUUUUUUAAGUGCUCCUAGCUCCUUGCCACUCUUCGCAGUGAUUGGUCAAGCUACAGGCCAGUUCAUAUUUUGUUUUCAUCCAUCCGUUUCCUGUGUAGCAGCAACAGGCUUUCAACUUUCCAGCCAGGCCUCUCCCAUUGCACAUAUUUCAAAAAGUAGAUGCCAUCUUUCAAAAAGUAAAAACCAGGACACCACAAAAGUUGUUGAGCUUUUUAAAGGAAAACCCCCAAAUCAUCUGCCUGAAUCUAAGAGAAUGGGGGAUGAGGGGACACAUUUAUUUGAUCUGCUCCAGAACCAGGGAGCGAUUCUCAAACCAGCUAGGGAGACAGCUUGCCAUAGUUUGUUUUUCCCCCCAAAAAAUUUUUUUUAUUGAUUUUCACAAAAUUGUAAACAAACAAACAAACAAACAUAACUUUAUUAAAAUUACACUUAUUAACAUUGCUAAAUGACUUCCUCACUUCCCCUUGGUUGAAGUUCAAUGCAUAUCUUUUUAACGGCUCUCCUAAUCAAAGUUCUUAUAAACUUAACUUAAUCAUUUAACAUCCUUUUACAUCUUUUCAAUUCAAAAUUUAACAUGUUAAACAUCACUUAACUUAUAUAAAUUCCUAAGCCAAUCUGUUUCCUGCAAGCUAUUUCCCAUUAGUUUAACUCAACAAAUUUAACUAAAUAAUCAUUAGAUUUUGUCCAUUCUUCCUGAUACUCCUCCUCCUCCUGGUCGCGGACUCUUCCGGUUAGGUCGGCUAGCUCUGAAAAAUCCAUCAUCUUCACCUGCCAUUCUUCCACCGUUGGUAAUUCUUGGGUUUUCCACUUUUUGCUAGUAAAAUACGAGCAGCAGUUGUGGCAUACAAAAAUAAUUUCACAUCUUUCUUGGGCAAUUACAAACCUGUUAUUCCAAGAAGAAAGGCCUCUGGUUUCUUUAUAAAUGUAUGUUUCAACAUUUUUUUCUAUUCAUUAUAAAUCUUUUCCCAGAAGUCUUUCACCUUGGGGCAGGUCCACCACAUGUGGUAAAAAAGCUUGCCAUAGUUUUUAGCACCUCUGCGGGGAGUGAACUCAGCUGCUGUCAAAACAGCAUCUGUUCAUGGCUGCUCCGAGUUGCCCGGCAACUUACUGUAACAACUUAUUGAUGAGUUCUGGCACCUAUUUCCGGCGGGAGGGGAGGCGGGGGGGGGAGGUACUGUAAGUAAAUAAAUAAACAUAAUAAGAGCCUGUUAGAUCAGGCCAAUGGCCAGGGCUGGAUUUAGGUUUGAUGAGGCCCUAAGCUACUGAAGGUAAUGGGGCCCUUUAUAUGUCCAGCUGUCCUUUGUCAGCAACAAAUUGCCACUGUUUUUUGUGUUGAAUAUAUGCUAUAUAGUAAUUUAUGGACCUAAUAGGUAUCUAAAGCCAUUUGCACAUAACAAAUUACAGUUGUACCUCGGGUUACAUACGCUUCAGGUUACAGAUGCUUCAGGUUACAGACUCCACUAACCCAGAAAUAGUACCUCAGGUUAAGAACUUUGCUUCAGGAUGAGAACAGAAAUUGCACGACGACGGUGCAGCAGCAGUGGGAGGCCCCAUUAGCUAAAGUGGUGCUUCAGGUUAAGAACAGUUUCAGGUUAAGAACAGACCUCCGGAACGAAUUAAGUACAUAACCAGAGGUACCACUGUACGUAUUUUAUCAAAGUAAUUGUUACAACUAGUCCAUGCAGAAUGUAGGCACCCUAUAUAUAGAAAUGGGCAAACCAGUGAUAUUUUAGGGAGCAGGCUAGCAGGCAGGGCCCAUUACUUACAUCACAGGAGCCUACACAACACAAAACACUGUUGCUGUAUGUAGGUUUUAUUUCAUUUGUUUUUCAUCUGAUGUUUUGGAAAUGUACAUCCAGGGGUUUUUUUGACCUUUAAAUUUUUUUGGGGGGUCAAGAGAGUGGGGCCCUAAGCUACAGCUUGUUUAGCUUAUACACAGUGGCAUCUCAACAGUGCGCCCCGGGUGCCAUGUCAGGGGGGUGACAAGAAGGCCCCUCCCGGGGGCUCGCAGCAGCACGAGCAGCCAUCGCUCUGCCACAGCUGCAUGUGGAAUAGCCUCCAUUUGCGGCUGCAGCUGCGAGCAGAGGAUCCCAGUGCCGGUGGCAAACCUCUAUGUACAGCGUCGUAUGCAUGUGCUGUACGUAACGCUGCCGCACAUAUGCUGUACAUUGCGGUUUGCUGCCGGCGCUGCUUGAGCGCCGUACGGAUGACGGGGGGAUCCCUCCAUCGCCGCUACAGCCACAUGUAGAGGAUCCUCUGUUUACAGCUGCAGCCACGAGCAGAGGAUCCCGGCACCGUCUGUAUGGUGCUGGAGCGCUGGCAUCGGCAAACCACUAUGCACAGCACAUGUGUGGUGUCACUAUGUACGGCGCAUGAGUCGUAAGUAGCAACACCCACCCUGGGUGUCAUGACGCCUUUGUCCGCCCCUGCUUAUACGUAAAUCCGGCACUGCCAAUGGCUCAUCUGGUUCAGCUUCGUUCCUCCUGAUGAACACCCAGAUACCUAUGAGAAACCCACAAACAGGACCUGAGCUAAACUUUAAGGUAGCUUGGUCUUUAUGUAUUGCGCUUAUUCCUGGAGGACUGUGCUUUAGGGUUGCACUGUUUAAAGUGCUUAGCUUGGGCUGCACUGGGCCCUAAGUGUUUAUUGGUUGGCUCGACAAGUAUUGCAGCCAGGUCACUAAUCUCCUGUUAAACAACGCAUUAAGUUCAAUUGCUGUAAGUGGCUGUAUUUAUUUCGAGUGGAGUAGUGCGAGUGCUUUUCCAAAUUCUGGGUGGGCGGAAAGAGCACUUACUCCAGCAAUCUCUCUUUGAAACUGUCUAAAAGAUGUGUUCUUCACGGUGGUUUUAUUGAUCGGCGUUGCGUCAGAAGCUGGCCUUUAAAUUUACAACGCUCUAAAAUGCCUGUAAUGAACAGCUUGAACCACUUUCAUUGCCACCCCCUCUAGUUAGGCUAAUAUAUCUGUACUUGGUCGAGAACUGAGCUUAGGAAGAUGCUAAGAUACUUUGCACGUUACUGAAGAUGUUGACUAGAAGGUAGGAGAGAUGUUGUGUUUCUUUCUUGGGGUGGGGUAAGUCUAUGCUAGUGGUAGCCAACUUGAUACUCUCCAGAUUUUGGUGGACAAGCUCCCAUCAGCCCCAGCCAGUGUGACCAAUGAUGAUGAAAGUUGUAGUCCAAUAACAUCUGGAGGGUACCAGCUUCUGAAGGGAUUGUCUGGUCCUCCAAAUAUUUUUAGAUUGCAACUCCCAUCAUCCCUGACCAUUGACCUUCUUGUCUGGGGAUGUUGUUAGAGUCCAGUAGAAGAAGAAGAAGAGUUUGGAUUUGAUAUCCCGCUUUAUCACUACCCAAAGAAGUCUCAAAACAGCUAACAUUCUCCUUUCCCUUCUUCCCCCACAACAAACACUCUAUGAGGUGAGUGGGGCUGAGAGACUUCAAAGAAGUGUGACUAGCCCAAGGUCACUCUGCAGCUGCAUGUGGAGGAGCGGAGACGUGAACCCAGUUCACCAGAUUACGAGUCUACAGCUCUUAACCACUACACCACACUGGCUCUCAGUAACAUCUAGUUCCCCACUGUGAUUAUAGACUUAAAAUCUAUCAUUGUUGCUUGAGCAUAAUAAAUAAUAAUAAUAACUUUUUAUUUAUACCCCGCCCUUCCCUGUUCAGAAAACCGGGCUCAGGGCAGCUAACAACAAAUUUAAAACACUUAAUUGAUGGAACAAAAAAACAGCAUGUGCUUAAGACGUGAAAUCUCCCCAAGGGGGCAACUGUUGAAUUGAAUUUGUGAAGCAAUCUUAGUGGCCAAAUCCUAUCUAUUGCACCACUGGGAGAUAAAUUUUAAACAGUUACAUAAUCUGACCACGUUCAGCCGGUUCAUUGGUAACCUCAAGACUUGACUGCUGCAAUGCACUCUGUGUGGGGCUGCCCUUGGAGGUGGUUCGGAAGCUGCGGUUACUGCAAAAUCCUGCCGUGAGGUUGCUGCCUUGAGCUAACUGUUGUCAACAUAGUACACCUUUGUUGAAGCAGCUGCACUGGCUGCUUACUUGCUUACAAAGUCCUAAACAACUCUCCCCUUCAACCUCUUUGCCAAGCUAUUGCCUUCUAUGGUAGAGAACCUUUUGGAGGCACAACGAGAUCCUAACAUUUGCCUUCUGGCCCCAAGUAAUGGGGCUGUCAGUGUAGGGGGCUCUUUUAACAUGAAAUUCAUUUAACUCUUUGCUCCAAAGGUCUGUAAUUUCAGGUGCAUGUUUAAGACCUUGGUGUUUAUCCACACCUGUUCUGAACGAAAUCCCAGAAUUAAUGGAUUGAUUAAUAAUUAAAUAAAGACACGAUUAAACCAUUAAUCAUUAAUUAAUUCUUGCCUGCUGAUCAUCUUCCGAUGUCCUAUUGUUAUUCUAACCGUAUUAUUUUGGGUGUAUGUUUUACACUUACUUUUGGUUCUCUGUACGCUCCUCUGAUAUUUUAUAACUUUGAUGGUUAUCCACCCUGAGCCCAGUCUUGGCUGGGGAGGGCGGGGUAUUAUUAUUAUUAUUAUUAUUAUUAUUAUUAUUAUUAUUAUUAUUAUUACUUGAGCAAUAUAUAUAUAAAGAGAGAGAUGGAGAAGAGAGAAGUGGGAAAUAACUUGUAAUUUAAUCAACCAAAACUCCCACUGAUUGCUGGAGAGAAAAGCUGGAUUGUUAAUUUUGGCUGUGGUUUAGUUAAAGGAUUUUGCGGUUUUAGAAUAUAUAUGUUUGUUUUAAAAUAACUAUGGCUAUAUAUUUGCAAUAAAAGGAGUAACUUUUAUGGGGCGUAGGGAGGAGGUCGAUCAGGCUAGGUGAGGGAGGGUGAAUCUCAAGAGAAAAGCCAAUAAAAUAAAAAGAGAUGUCACCAAGCUGGCGGGGGGAGAGUGAUUUAUUGAGAAAUUCACAGCAGCUAAUUUCAGCGCCCCCCUCCCACCAUCCCCAGCAAAUCCUUUCCCCCUCCCCUCUUCCGGCAUUCCAAUUCCGAAAUGCCAGCCUCAAUAAUUAACACUGACAAACCAUCAAUAUUUCACACUCUCAGCAGUAGAGCCUUCCAGUGACCUGAGCCAAUUUGAGCUGCCUUUUAAUUUGCUCUCCCAUUUGUGGGUUUCUUUGAAAACACUCCUUUGCUCUGGAGCAGGAAGUCGUUAUAAGCGCAGAGGUGCCUUGCCAGGCGCUAACACAAUUUGCGUGCCAUUGUGGGGUGGGGGCGGGAGGCAGAAACAAUAAUGCAACCCGCUAUUCACACUUUACUCAGUUUGGGAAUGAUAGUUCAACGACUGGGAACUGCAUUAUAAUGUUGCAGCACAGAGUUGGCCUGUUUAGGGUUUCAACUGGCCACCCGUCCCCUUUCCCAGGAUACUUGUUGUUGCCAUCUGUCUGUCUCAAUAGACAAUGGAGUGCGCUUCUGGGGGUGAAGUCAAACUGCUGUUUUAGCAGCACCAAAGUGACCGCUCUGGGGCACAAACCUGGGCAGUGUAUAUGGAGGUCCUGGGCUGCCCAGAUGACAUGACCCUCUUCUCGGCCUCACUGAUGUGGUCCAAAGGAGAGUAGAGCAAUAUGAUUGGCACCAGCUUAGCAGCAGGAGUUGCCAGAAGGAGGCAUAUAAGGCACCAUCCAACCAUCUUAGGAACUCCAUUCUGGGUUUGCCCCUUAACCUUUUCUUCUCCCGAAGAUAUCCCACAUGGAAGCAGAGGUUUAGGCUCAGAGUUUUUCUUCCCAGGUUCCUUCCCAUCUGCCCCUCACUUCCCUCUACAGCACAUACAGAAACCACCUUCUUGACCCUUGGACCCACUAUUGCUCCUGCCUGCUCAAUCCACCAGAGCCUGUCUUCUCAUGCAGGGGAAGUCCCUAAGUCACUGAGAGUUUGAGACCCAUCAGCCACCCUCAUUUAGCCAGCCAGUCGAAGCCAUUUCCUGGGGUGUGACAGUUGUCACAUGUUGGCAGCUUCCAGGAGCCACAGGUGACAGCUAAGUGCAGGAUGAGGACCAAAGGUGGACAAAGUGUUCCUGAAGCACCAUGACAUGUUCCCCCACCAGAGGUACUACCCCUCCCCUAAUACCCCACACACCCCACACAAAUAAUAAUACCUGAAGGAGUGUCUCCACCCCCAUCGUUCUGCCCGGACACUGAGGUCCAAUGCUGAGAGCCUUCUGGCGGUUCCCUCGCUGCAAGAAGCCAAGUUACAGGGAACCAGGCAGAGGGCCAUCUCGGUAGUGGCGCUGCCCUGUGGAACACCCUCCCACCAGAUGUCAAAGAGAAAGCCCUUGGAGCUGAACCUCAGUGUCCGGGCUGAAUGAUGGGGGUGGAGACACUCCUUCAGGUAUCCUGGGCCGAAUUGUGCCUGAAAACGUAUUGGGAGCCAACGGAGGUCUUUCAGGACCAGUGUAAUGUCGUCUCAGUGGCCACUCCCAGUCACCAGUCUGGCUGCCGCAUUCUGGAUUAGUUGUAGUUUCCGGGUCACCUUCAAAGGUAGCCCCACAUAGAGCGCAUUGCAGUAGUUCAAGUGGGAGAUAACCAGAGCAUGCACCACUCUGGCAAGACAGUCCACGGGCAGGUAGGGUCUCAGCCUGCAUACCAGAUGGAGCUGGGGAUGUGCUUGUGGUGGGCCAGAGGAAGAAGGACUUCAAGAGCUGCUCUCAGACUCCAAGGCCUCUCAGACCUUCCUGCAGCUGGACUGGAACCCCAAAUCUUGAGCCACUGCAUCACUGUGAUAACUGUGGAAAGGAACUCAUUCCUUUCUGGAUUGUUUUACUGGUGCCUGACCAAAAGAAGUAUGUUGUAGUCCUGGAUGGUUGUUCCAUCCUGGAAGUCCACAUUGCCAGCAUUUCCAUUUUAAGUGUUUAUUUAUUUUAUUGCAUUUAUAUCCCAAGGAACUCAAGUUGGCGCACGUGGUUCUGCCGUAUCUCAUUUAAUCUCCCGCAACAACCCUGCGAAGUAAGUUAGGCUGAGAGGCAGUGAUGGGCCCAAGGUCAUCCACUGAGCUUCAUGACUGAGUGGAGGAUUCAAACCCUAGUCUCCCAGGUCACAGCCCAAGACUCUAACCACUACACCACACUGACUUUCUUGAUAGGAGUUUGCAAGGAACCCAGGGAACAAACUAGCUAAAGCAAAGGAUGGUUACGUCCAUUUAAUUUCAGUGAAGGUGAAUGAAGCCUGUCCUUUAGUCUCCCAUUGAAAUCACCAAGGCAUGCAUGUGCUUAAAUUUGGCAGGAUUCUGCCCUCAGGCUUUGCUGGUGAGCACCUUUGUAUUUGGUCUUUUCCUCACACACCCUCACCCUUUGGUUUACUGUUUGCCAUCUUCACCCUCCUUCUGUUUUGUUUCAACCACACCAUUGUUUUAUGCAUGAGUUUUGGAUUUUCUUUCUUUCAGUUGAUUUCAUUGGUGGAUUUGACCCAUUCCCUCUCUACCAUGUCAAUGAAAAGCCUUCCAACCUUUUGUUCAAGCAGACAUACCUGUAAGUAUGGGCCCCUCCAGACGUCUUUCCGAUUGUGCAUUCGGGAUGAUUUGUGCUCAGGAUGGUAACCGGGGCGGAUAUAUGUGGACUCUCUGCUUUGUGUCUGCAAAGGUUUCAGGGUGGACAUACUGCUCCGUUUCAAAUCGGUGCAUGGUCCAUGGGUUCCCUGCUGGAAUCCUGCAAGAAAUAUUCCCAGGUCUGUUUUCAUCCUGCUUAGGUUAUGAGAUAAUGCAAGACUGGCCCUCCAAACAUCAGUAACGCUGCAACAUUGGGGAAACAUUGGAGAACAACUUAAAAAGUGGAAUGAUGUUUGUACACUCCAAUAUAAAUCCACCACGAGUGCCCCAUUAUAAUUGGAGACUGAUGUUCCAGUCAUAGCAGGAAGCCAAGGUAAAAGGUAAAGGACCCCUGGGCGGUUAAGUCCAGUCAAAGGCUACUAUGGGGUUGCAGUGCUCAUCUCACUUUCAGGCCAAGGGAGCCGGCGUUUGUCCACAGUUAGUUUUCCAGGUCAUGUGCCCAGCAUGACUAAACCGCAACCGGUGCACGAAGGACUGUGACAAGUGCCAGAGUGCACGGAAACACUGUUUACCGUCCCACUGCAGCAGUACCUAUUUAUCUACUUGCACUGGUGUGCUUUUGAACUGCUAGGUUGGCAGGAGCUGGGACAGAGUAACCUGCACUCACUCCAUCGCGGGGAUUCAAACCGCUGACCUUCUGAUCAGCAAGCCCAAGAGGCUCAGUGGUUCAGACCACAGCACCACCCGCGUCCCUACAGGGAGGCCAACAGUAGAUGGAGCCAGAGCUAAUUCUGCUUUUGUGUCCCUCCUCUUCCCUGUUGAGUUCUACAACGGCAGUGCUAAGACUUAAGGGCUCAUCCGGACUGCCUCUUGUUGCAAAAACUCCCAAGGCAUGGAUAGUCUAAGGCUCUCUCCCUCCAAUCCUGGGAGAAGCAUAUAGCCAUCAUGACCACAAGAACCUAAGAAGAGCCCAAUGGCACGUCUAGGCCAGCACCCUGUUCUCGCAGUGGCCAUCCCCUUUCAAGGAUAUCAACGUUGGCGGCUGUCACUACGUCUUGUGGCAGAGAAUUCUGUAAGCGAACUGUGCUCAGCGUGAAGAAGUCCUUGCUUUUGUUGCUCCGAAAUCUCGUUUUGUGACUGGCGCCAACAGUUUGCAAAAAUGGCCUGAGGUCAGCUCUUAAAACGCCAGCACCUUUGGGUUUUGUUUUUGGUCCGGAACUGCAUUUCCCCCCAUUCUGUCACCGUGUUUAGAUUGAUGAGGCAAGAGAUUAAAUAUUGAUUUCCAGCACUGUAGGUUUUGCAAGGAGGGAAUAUGCAAUGCCUCUGGAGGAUCUGAGGCAGCUCCUUGAUUUACUAAUCCAGAGGAAGGAAGCGUAAAGCUGAAGUAGAACAAAAUGUACUGGGGGGGGGUUCUCUUUUGUGUGUGUGUGUGUGGCUGGGUUGGAGGACCCCCAAAAAGGUGUAGUGUAGAUUCAAAGGACAAUCCUAUGAAGGUCUACAUGGAGUAGGAGUGUCCGGGGUCCAUGUGUCAGUGGCAAGCUGGACCAGAGACACACAGGGAGGGAGGCUGGGGAGGAGCGUUGUGGCCUGGGGAGAUUCCUGAGAGGUAGAACAACAGGCAUUUUUCUAGUAGUAUUAGUAAUAGGAAGCACGUACCUAGCCUGAGAUAUGUGCUUCAGGACCCCACCUUAUUCUGAUUUUAAUUCGGAAUUUUAAAAUGCUGUAACCUUUCCUGGGACAUACCAGUGAAAACCAGAGGUAUCCUUUCUUUUGAAGGUAAGGUAAAGGUAAAGGGACCCCUGACCAUUAGGUCCAGUCGUGAGCGACUCUGGGGUUGUGGCGCUCAUCUUGCUUUAUUGGCCAAGGGAGCCAGCGUACAGCUUCCGGGUCAUGUGGCCAGCAUGACUAAGCCGCUUCUGGCGAACCAGAGCAGCACAUGGAAACGCUGUUUACCUUCCUGCCGGAGCAGUACCUAUUUAUCUACUUGCACUUUGACGUGCUUUCGAACUGCUAGGUGGGCAGGAGCAGGGACCGAGCAACGGGAGCUGACCCCGUCUCGGGGAUUCGAACCGCCAACCUUCUGAUCGGCAAGUCCUAGGCUCUGUGGUUUAACCCACAGCACCACCCGUGUCCCAAAACAAUAAUACCACCUGCCUAAUUAGUGGUACAUGCAGGCAUGCAGCCGAAUAAAUAUUAUACCUCCUGUGUGUGUUGUAAGAGUCCCACAAUCGCACAGAAACGUGUUCAGAAUUCAGCACCUCAAUAACCUCGGCUUGCACUUGUUUCUCGGUUGUUUGUUGCUGAAAAAGUUACCAGUCCUCAGGACUGCAAUUGUAAUGUAGAGGGGCCAUGCUGGGUGCACUCUCUGAAAAUGGUAUGGAGGCUGAGCAGGAUUCCCAAGGGACGAGAGUAAGGAGUUUCAUUGGCCUGCAUAGCUCCUUGACUGCCAUCUUUGCCCCUCCCAUGCUCAUUCAACACACACAUGCUGAAUUUACAUAUUGCAUAUUACACAUAUAUAUGUUUUUGUUUAAAAUAUAUUUUACAUAAAAAUAUUCUUUUUUUAAAAAAUCAAAGGCAGAAUUUGGGGUGUUUGAGGGGUGCGGCAGAGAGAGAAAGGCUCUUUCUAUAAUAUACCAUCCCCUGUUAAUGCCUUACUUUACUCAAUUUAGAUACUCUUAGUGGGAGGAGGGUAUUCGAGGGAAGGCAUCCUGACAACUGCCUUUGAGUAUGUGCCAUAUUCUGAGCUCUCAUCCGAUGUCUUUCUGUCUUCCUUCCUUCCUUCCUUCCUUCCUUCCUUCCUUCCUUCCUUCCUUCCUUCCUUCCCUCUCACUUUCUGCAGGCCUGCGUAAGUGACAAGGAUCCAGACUCUGGACAGACUGAAACCACCCAUCCAGAUUCCCCAAAUACCAGAUGUCCCAGAUGCAAAGAGAUGGGAAACUACAUUCCACUUGAAAGAACACAAAACCACCAACACACAUGCAGAUACGCACAUACACAACAAGAUGACUGAACUCCGACAAGUGGGCAUUCAGGCCCAAAUAUCGUUUUGCUGGCCAGCCACUCAUGCCAAUGUCUCUUCAAUGUGCUAGCUCAUUAGUGGACUUGCAGGUUUUGCUGUGAAUGAAUGAAUGAAUGAAUGAAUGAAUGAAUGAAUUGGGGAGGAAAUACUGUUUCCCUUCCCCACACCACUCCAUUGAGAAUCAGAAGAAGGUAUUUGGAGAAUCUCCACUUGACUCUGUAGCACUCACCUUUCGUAGGAGCCCCCUUGAGUGCUGUUCACUUCCAAGGUAUCAUUGCUUCCACUUCAUUGUGACAAAUGGACUGAUCCAGUGGAGAUUCAGAUAGGUAGGGUGGAAGUUAGGGAGGCCAACAGUAGGUGGUGCUAGAGAGCAUAGCUGAGCCAAUGACCGGCAGGGCCAACUAAUUAUGCAUUUGUCCCCACCCUCUUUCGCUACAGUUCUUCCCACUCCCCCAAACUCCAAACCCACUUCAAACUGUUUCACCUUACCGUUUCCCAUAAUGGACAACGUGUUGGUUGAAGUUCCUUGGUGGUGGUUGUUUUUUUUAGAUGUCAUAGGAAAACUAUUUAGAACCCAAUUCUAUGUUAUUCUGUCUCUCUGUACCCUCAUCCAUUAAGGUCUGCAGAGAUGUGGAGAACUAUGAUGUCCGUCAGCCCAAGCAGGCAUGACCAAUGGCUAGGGAUGAUAGGAGCUGUAGUUAAGCUAUAUCUGGAGGACCAAAGGUUCCAUCCAUAUGGUCUAUUGCUUGGGUGGCUACCUGGCAAGCCCCUUUGCUGGAUCCAUCCUCCAAGGCUAUUUUUAGCUGGCUUUCAGUGGGCCUACCUCGUUCUAACUGCAAUGCUGUACAAAGCUACCCCAUGCUUUCAAAAAGGCGGAGGAACAUCAAGUUUCUGCACUUGUAACAAGACAUCCCACACUUAGUAGAUCUCCACAAACAUAUAGAUCGUCCAUGGAUAUCAUGGGCCAUGGCAGAUUUCUCAAGCCUUUCGUGCUAGAAGGAUCCUGAGAUUGAUCUUUGUCCGAAUGUUUUCUUCAUUCUUGUGGUCUUAUAAAGGGAUUAGAUAAAUUCAUGGGUGGCUAUGUCCUUGAUAGCAGCUGUCAGUCAUGUCGGCAUUCCUCCACGCUCAGAGACAGCUUGCCGGUGAGUUCCAGUUGCUGGGGGGCAGCAGAGAAGACUAUUUCCUUCAUGCUGUGCUUGGGGGCUUUUCAAAGGCCUCUGAUCAGCCAGUAUGAGCAAAAGGAUGCUUGACUAGAAGGACUUUUGGACUGACUUAAGCAGAGCUCGGACGCGGGUGGCGCUGUGGGUUAAACCACAGAGCCUAGGACUUGCCGAUCAGAAGGUCAGAGGUUCGAAUCCCCGCGACGGGGUGAGCUCCCGUUGCUUGGUCCUUUCUCCUGCCAACCUAGCAGUUCGAAAGCACAUCAAAGUGCAAGUAGAUAAAUAGGUACCGCUCCAGGGGAAAGGUAAACGGCGUUUCCGUGCACUGCUCUGGUUCGCCAGAAGCGGCUUAGUCAUACUGGCCAGCUGUACACUGGCUCCCUCAGCCAGUAAAGUGAGAUGAGCACCGCAAACCCAGAGUCAGCCAUGACUGGACCUAAUGGUCGGGGUCCCUUUACCUUUACGCAGAGCUCAUCUUAUCCCAUUGUCCACAGAAAAAGUCACGUGCCACAUAUAUUGAGGCUGAGAGUUUUCUCCUGUUCUUUCGCUUCCUUAUAGCAGCCUCCUCCCCAAACCGAUGGCUCCAUCUCCCAACCUGCACUGCUUCCCCUUCUCUACAAUUCACACCUACUCCAUUCCAUGUCUACCUGCUGCCUUCCAUCCUCAUCCCAGAACACAAUCCCACGCUGAAGUUGCCAUCAGGUCUCCUUCAGCCGUCAAUACCACUUUUCAGCUUCCCUCUCUCCCUCCCCCUCCCCACAAUUAUUACUUUUUGGAUCCCAUGGAUGCUGAGCAGAACAUUUUCUGGUUAACACACGCAUGCACAUUCUCCUAUAUCCGCUCUCUCUCGAUUUGAGAUCAUGCCCACCAAGAAUGCCCUUUGUGCUAAACGGGGACGGGGAGUCGAUUUUAUUACACAACUUGACCACUUGCGAAGCUCUGGACUGUUGUCUGCAAAACCAAGUGGCCUUUUGAGAAUACUGAUGCAUAGCAAGGCGGCAAGUGUUUCCAGCAAAAGGGCGCUUCUCUGCAGAAUUGCUCUGUCUGCUGUGAUGCCAAGACCCUGCAUCUGUCAUAGGCAACCCACAUGUGCCUUUAAAAAUAAAAAAAUCAUCUGCAACAGUCAUAUCGCAAGGACUUUCCAGAUGCUAAAAAGGAGAAAGAAAGACGCUUGUUCUUAACAUUCUUCUCUGGGGUUGAGAAGCCAGGCGACUGAUGCUCAAAUAUGACAUUGUGUGAAUCGGAUUGUGGGCUACUUAAGAGCCAAGUCAAGUUUCAGGACUCCCUUCUUCCCAGCCUUGCAAGAUAGCUAUGCCCUGCCUCUGCCACAGCUGAAGGCAGGGAUGCUUCUGAAUACCAGUUGCUGGAAACCACAAGAGGGUACAGUUACUCAUGUCCUCAUGUCCUGCUCCCUGGUUUCCCACAGGGAUUAUGGCUGGACACUGUGAGAACUGGAUGCUGGACUGGAUGGGCCAUUGGCCUGAUCCAGCAGGCUCUUCUUAUGUUCUUAAGAGCGAAGAUCCACACGUGUGUCCACAGCCCACAUUCACAGGCAGACAGCUUCUCCCCUCUCCAUUAAGCCAUAUAACCUAUAGGGUUAUGCUAGUGACCAUCAGCCAUGACUUGCAUGCCUGCACCUCUGAAAAGGACCACAACGGUCCAAGGAGAAAGCACGAAGGAAACACACAAGCAAAUCAUCAUAGUGGCACAGGACGCAAGGAUGCCAAGGAUCGGGACCACCAUUCAGCCCAUUGCGUUGGUUUGGUUGAGCAGACAUUUCCAUGUGAUCUGACCUGGUGAUCUGUGAAGGGCUUCAUGGUGGAGUCCUCUAGAAGACAGUAGGUGGUUUUGGUUCGUUUGUUUUUAAUUAGCAUGAUUCUCUCUGUUCUUUGUUACUGUUCUAAUAAAUUAAUGCUUUAAAUACACAAA
Podarcis lilfordi (Lilford's wall lizard) is the source of this 62484-nucleotide messenger RNA. The record is from the annotation of a GenBank genome assembly. NCBI's taxonomy places the organism in Eukaryota, Metazoa, Chordata, Lepidosauria, Squamata, Lacertidae.